Messenger RNA from Podarcis lilfordi (Lilford's wall lizard), 59015 nucleotides. The record is from the annotation of a GenBank genome assembly. NCBI's taxonomy places the organism in Eukaryota, Metazoa, Chordata, Lepidosauria, Squamata, Lacertidae.
GCCGCCGCCGGAAGUGACGCCGAAGGGAGCCGGAGCCGAGGCGAGCCCAGCGGCCUCUCUCCUUCCCUCCCUGCGGUGACAUUUCCGCUCCCUCUCCGCUGGGCCGAGGAGGAGGAGAGGGAGAGGGAGAGGGCGAGGGCGAGCCGGUGGUGACGGAGGGAGGACACCCGGCCCCUCAUGCUCGAGCUGCUCCCUUCCGCGGGGCCUGAGGCCGGGAGGAGCUUCGGCGGCGGCCCUGGUGGUGAGUGACCCCCUUUCCCAAGCGGCCCUCCUUGAGAAUCCAGGCCCCACAGUCGGGGGGGGCACUAGCCGCCCCCUCGACCCAUAGGAAGGCUUGGGGGGUGGGUGGGUUCAAGAGCGCGCACGGCGGCAAGUUUUGAGGCUCUCGACCUUGGUCGGCCUCCGUUUUCGCCUUGUCGCCUGGCAACGCUUCAUCCGACCCCCCCCCCGCCUCAAAUCUUGAGGUUUAAAGAGAGGGGGCAGGUGGAGAGGAGGGCUGCUCUCUUUCAAACCCUCCCCCCCCCCAUUCGUUCCUUGGUGGUCCCUUUGCCCCCCUCACCACCUCAAAAGAAACCAGGACUUCUCCCCGGCGUGUAGCUGUUCAUUGGGGGGGGGUGCAUGCGGGCCAAGGGGGUCAGGAAGCAGAGACCACCCCCCUUAAGGAAACCUGCCCUGUCAGGUUUCCUUAAGAGGAGCUGGUUGGCAUGGCCCUGUAAUUCUGCACAAGGUUGAGAAAUGGGGUGGGGAACGUUAGGGCCAGGGGUUUUUUGGUUUUUUUGAGGGGGGAGGACUGCACCAGAUGUAGAAUUAACUAGCCAUGACUCUGCUGCUUCUCAUCCGCUCCAUGCGUAACCUUGAAAUAGUGAAAUGUCGAGGAAAUAGCCUCAUCUCCCCUCUUUUGUGUUUUCUUGGAAACUUAAGAAAGAAGGGGAUGAGCGGCUUUUCCUUGAGUCAGUGCUUCUUUGGGGGUGAUGGUUUUCUCACCUGUAGCACAUCACACCCACCCGCUCUUUUUUGCUUACCACCAUGGACACACUGGCUGCCUCUCUCUGCCUCCCCAACUUAAGUCUGUGCCUAAGGGACAUCAUCUCAGAAGUUUAUUCCUUUGGUUCCAAUGGGAUCUGUUGUUUAACAUGUAUGAUAAAGAAGUUCUUCUUGGUGGAAAGAGAGGGCCUAAUAGAAUAGCUGUGAGAGAUCAGAGGGGUGAAGUAUAGAUGGGGAACCUGGGCCUCUGAAUGUUGUGACUUCAACUCCCAUUACUUCCAGUUAGUAUGGCCAGUGGUCAAGGGUGAUAAGAGCUGUAGUCGAACAAUACCACAGAACCCUCACUCCUGUGGUAAAUGAAAACCAUGAGUCUCCUUCUAUGUGGGUAACUUUGUAAUCUUUCUUUCAUUUUGGAAAGAAGCAGGGAUGCCUCCUUUUCUAUUCACUAAUGGAGCUUAAUGUACUAGAGUGCGCUUUCCCCCAGAAACAAGAUUGCAGUGAUAUGUGUAUGUAGAGUAGAGUUUGCUUAGACAGUUUCUAUGGGACUCCCUUGGGGCAAGUUCAAAUGUAGAUAUAUUGGCCAGGUUUGUACGACACUGUAAACCAUAGUUUAAUUUAUACUGUGAAUAAGCUGAAUGGCCAACCUGCUGGUGUUUGCUGUUGAAAUUACAGGCACUUUGUGCCUCCCCAAUCCUGCCUGUCCAGAGCCAGCUUGGCUUCAUGGUACAAGUUCUCCAGUCAAACAGUGAGUGGCAAGGGCAAACAAACGGUUGUUGGUUUGGAGAAAGCAAACUAUGAGUAUGGGCUCGCACAUGAUGUGAAGCCUGCUUCUGCUUUGUUUCCUCCCUGGCGCACUGAAGGAAAGAGCUGGGGAGCAGUCAAGUGUGAUCUUCGGAGCAGCAGGCAUUAGCUUGCUGUUUGUUCACUGUAAACCGUUGUAUAUUUUAAACUCUGGUUUUAAGUGACAUGCAGUCCAGGACAUUCUUGUUAAUCCAUCCUAAUCCACCUUUUUCAAUUGAAAAUUAUUCCAGAUUGGUUGUUAGUUAUUAUUUCCUUUGCGGCAUGGUGAUCUGAUCUGUACUGACCUCCUAUCCCUCUAUAAGGCUGCAAAGAUAUUAGGUGUUAAACCUUUUCCCCUUGCCCUCUUCUCUCCCUCCCUCUCCCCAUUCCUUUGAAUAUUUUAUCUGCCACUGUUAGCAAAGGUGGAAACAAGCCAGAGGUGUAACUGAAAUACAACUGUCUGGCUUCAAGUAAAGAAUUCUUUUCAGCUGGGUUAAUGACAGUAAAUGAUAAAUAUAGCUGCUUUGAAUUUCUGUGACCUGACACAUUGCUCUAGUGAAGUUUAAUUUGUAGAUUUAGCAACUAUUUUUACAAGCCCUGUGGGCUGUUGAGUAAUAAUAGUGACUGCUGUAGGUCACUUAAUCAGAAUAAUUUAUAAUGUUGGAGGACAUCAUUUUUUAUUCUUAGAGCAAAAUGUAUGAUGUUAUUGAUGAGCCCAUAAUUCAGCAUCAACAAAUCAUUCAAAGCAAAUGUUCUUCCCGCAAUAGCCAGAGGACCACUACAUGCUUCUGUUUGUAGAAUGUACACAAAUUCAAAGGAGAGUUUACUAUUUUGCAAGAGACAAUAAGCCAGAUGUCCAUGGACAUGAUGGGUUUUUUAACAUUGGUGAGAGCUUUGAUGUAACAGGACAGCAGGAAUAGAGUGUGGAUGGGCUUUUCUUGCAAUAAUUGUGGAAACCCAAAUGUUACCUUCGUUUGAUUAUUAUUUCUAUAUACUUAGCUCAUUUUAAAUUAGUUCAGAAUUUAGAUAGCAUUCUAACAUUUGUUGCUUUUCAUUCGCAAAGUGUAACAUUCCAUAUUAAAGGGGCAAAAUGUGCAUACUUCAACAAUGCCAUUUUUUGCAUCAAGUGUUGUCUAGAGUAGGGCGGUCCAACUUUUCAUACCAAGUGGACCUACAGGACUUGCGGGCCACACACUGGCCUGUUGCGGAGGUGGGGGGGAGGCCAAAAUUUGUUAACCUCACUUGUGCUGCCUUCCAAAAGCUGGCUAAUGAGGUGUUGGACUUUGGGAAGGAGGUGUGAGGAUUCUGACAGGGUCCUACAGUCCUCCCAUCUGCUUCCUAAAGCUGAGAAAUUGCUAACCAGGCAGGAGUACUCUAGGACCUUGUUAGAGUCCUCAUUCCUUCUUCCCAAAACCAAGAGCCUUGCUUGACUUUCAGGAGCAAUUCUUUGGAGAAUGUGAGGAGCUGUUGUGGGAAGGAAGCCUGAACUCUCUCUUCUGUAUGAGUGGGACACCAUGUGCAGUGCUUUAUAUUCUGAUCUGUGACUACAGAAUGUGGGUUAGAAUCCCAAACGCAAAUGAAGAGCCUUCAUGUUUCAUUUAUACACAUUUUCUCUUUCUGUUGGAUUGACAGUCCCUAAGCUGUCACUUUCCCCUAUGUGGAUAGGACUACAGCAACAGUUAGUAUGAAAUGUUGUCUGAUAGUGCUGUUUCUACUAUCCCCUAGUGCUUGAAUGGUACUGGUUCAUUUUCUCAAAAGUAUUGCUGUUGCUUUUUUAAAAACACAUAUGUAGGUAUAUGAAUGUUGUUAAUUUGCAAAUGCUGUAGAGAAGGGGUAGUAGUAAUCUGCUGCCCUGCAGAUGUUGCUGAACUACAACUCAUCAUCAAUAUCAUCUCUUUAUUUGCAGCCAUCUGACCAUUUAAAUGUUUUAUAACAACUAACAAUUGACAAUUAAUAACAUUAACAAAGAUGCACAAGAAUGCAACUAAAAACACAGAAUUAUAAUGCUAGCAGUUUGUGUGUGUAUAUAUAGCCAUCAUAAGUGGUCUAAUAUGGAUGGCCACAUUCAAAAACUUUGCCGCUUGCCCUAUGACUGACUUAUUGGAGCCCUCAAGCAGACUGUAGAUCAGGCACCCCCAAACUCUGCCCUCCAGAUGUUUUGGGACUACAAUUCCCAUCAUCCCUGACCACUGGUCCUGUUAACUAAGGAUGAUGGGAGUUGUAGUCCAAAAACAGCUGGAACCCCAAGUUUGGGGACGCCUGCUGUAGAUCCUUCCUAGCUUCUUGUUACAAGGGCAGCAUUUAUUGUUCAUUUGUGGUUUUAUUGUUUCUGCCUUCUAAAAAAUUGAAAGGAAUAGCACGAAACCUUUCUGAAGUAUUGCGACUCUGGGGGAUCCAGCUUGUGAGGACAUUUUGAGUUCAUUUGCUGUUGAUAACAGGCUCUGAAUAAAAUAAGCUGCAUAAAGGACAAAUAUAUCUUGUUCUAAUUGUGGGGUUCUUUCCUUUGUACUUUAGUCUUCCCUAAAAGCAGCAGAAAUAUUUUUCUGUCUCAAGAGGGGAGUUCUCAACUGAUAUACUGAGAAUGACUGAGCAAUAAACUUGAGGAAUACUCUCAUGGUUCUUCCAUAGCUGGAGGAGUUAAUUAGUGUCUGUGUUUGGCUAGGUAUAAGGAUCAAAGAAUUAACACUGAAAUAUAGAAGGCUGCUCAAAUGUGUUAAACAUAGCUGCAAAAUUAGAUCUAUAUCAUUGAUUAUGAUAAUAACUAUGUUUUAAUAUUUUACCAAGAUUGGUGGUGAUGGAUGUUGGAUAACAUGAUCUGCAAAGCGCCUGCACUGUGUAGGAAGCACUUACGGAAAUGUUUCAAAGUACAUGUUUACUCUAGCCAAUAAAAUUGAAAAAUAUAUUAAAGGUAAAGAGAAGAUCAAGCUUUUUGGUGUCUUAGAGAAUGUAAGCAUUGCAAAUAAUGCUUCUUAAAUGGUUUUGAAACCUGACAAUUUUCGUCUUUGAAUUAUUUAAACCUCUGUCUCUUCAGGUUCUAAUUAUGGGACGCCUCAUCCCACGCUGGCUAGUGAAAUAAAAGAGAGAGGAACAGAAUAGGUGUACCUUUAACCAUCACUGUGAAAGUAGUUAACUGAAAUGCUAAAAGUGGCAUCUGAGGAAAUGCAAUUACACCUUCCUCCUUCCUCCUUUUGUAGUGUUUCAUUUUGCUUUUUUUAAAAGAGAAUAAACAUGUAAAGGCAAUUUCCUUCCAAAUGCCCAUUUUUCUUUGCAAAUAUAUGCCUUAGUUGCUAUUUCUCAGAGCUGCUUGUAGAAUGUGAACUUUUGAAGCAGAGAGACCAAGUAUAUGGUAAAAGGUCUUAGCUAUUCUGAGCAAUAUAACUGACGUGCUUGCGAUAUGUUGUUUAUCUGUGGUCAAUGAUAUGAGGAAGUUGUGUACCGAAAAGAGAAACUGAUCCAGAGUGGAUUUUUAUUACUUGGCGACUUCAAGUGUAAUUUUAUCAGCUCUUGUUAAUGGUGCUAAUUUCCUAGUAAUGUGUGUGCAUGUGCUUUUUGGAGGAUGGGAUGAAGUGUGAAAAAGACAUAGAGGAGAAGAAAAAGUGGGAUAAUUGGCUAUACUUAUCUAUUCACCUAGUUACGCUAUUCAGAAGUCCCCAAUUGCACUUGUAAUGUAGUUUUUAUUACUUUAGAUCAGAGGAUUUCAAUUUUUUUGGGUCCACGGCUCCCUUGACCAACUACAUUCUUUUUGCAGCACCCCUGUGGGGCUCAGGAGCCCAGUUAUGUCACCCCUUGCCUGCAGAGCUGGUAGCCCCUCACCUUUUUCAAAUGCCCUCCCUUGUGGAGUGUGCCUUCACCCUCCUCUCCUGUCCUUGGGAGUGCUUUGGGCAGCUACUGCCGCUGUCCCUGGUCUCUGAGCUGCCUCCCCUGCCCCAAAGAGAGGUGCCUCCCACUGCCCCACAGGGGCCUGGGAAGCACCCCCUGGCUAGCCCCAGAGCCACCAUUUUUCUGGAGAGCUGGAGAGCCAGGGCUGCUGGAACAAACAGCUGUGCAAGCCUUUGGAGGCAGAGACAUGAGAGGGCAUCAGAGGAGGGAAGGAAAGAGGGACAGAGGCCAGUGUUGCCCACCACACCCCUGACCAUCAUUCAAGGCACCCCAGGGUGCCACGGCACACUGGUUGGAAACCACUUUUUUUUAUUUAUAAACAUCCCUGUAUUUUAUAGACUGGCAUAUAGCGCUCAGUUUUCUGUUUAAAGGGUCCACAUUUAGGAAGGUAUUCAACUAAGCUUUACUCAGAACAGACCUGUUGAAUUUCAUGGCACUAGUUUAAUCAUGGGCUACUUUGAGUAAAACUUAGCUGACUGCCACCCCUAAUUAUUUAAGUGUAAUUGCAAAAAUAAAUGACAGCGUUUAGGAUUUCUUCCCUUCUUAUCUUGGGAUAGUGUUCAGUGUAGGGGAAUAGGCAAAGUGGUUGAUUUGGAUAUACCAGACCCAAUUUCAGUUGUUUGCUAUGUCAUUAAUUUCACUGGCGCCAUUAGCUACCUCAUAGCCAAACAUACCUCAAGUGGUUGUGAAGAUAAUGAAAAUUCUAGCUGUGCCACCUUGAGCUGAAAGAAAAGUGGAAUAGAUUUGUAACAAAUUUGGGUGUAGGAAGAGUUAAUGAACUUUCAGUUUUGGGGUUUUCCCCCCCAUAUAGCAAACAGUAAAAAAAACCAACAACCACAAAGCAAGUGUGACAAGUCUUUGUGCAAAACUAUAAAGUUGAAGGAAUUAAUGGAAACCUGCAUUAAAUGAAUGGGUAAAAAAUGGGGGGGGGGAUUGACAAAUUUGCAGUACAGCGGCAUUUAUGAAUUGGCAGCUUUCACUCUUACCGGUGCUGAUUCCUGUGCUUUCCUGAAAUGUCUAAAUCAAGGGUGGUAACUGAGGUAACAGCUGGCAGAGGAACAGUUAAGCAACCCCUCCCUUUCCCCCCAAGUCGGCUCCCCUGUGGAUGCCUUCCUCCACUUUGCACAUCAGCAGCAAACACAGGAUUGGGAAUCCUGCAGUUACCACCAAACCUCUGGUUUAACAGAGCUUAAUCAGUAAUAUGCUUUUUCACCCAUGCAACCCAACCCUGUGCAUGCUUAUGCAAGAGUAAGACACAGAGUUCAGUGGGACUUUCCCUUUGAAUAACUGUAUUUGGCUUAAGAGUUCAGCCCUAGAAAGGAAAGAUAGUUGAAGUUGGGUUGUUUUUUUUUAAAAAAAAGGUUCAUCUCCACUUCAGCAACCCCUCUGCCCACUUCAAUUUAAGAUAGAGCUUUAGUAUUGCUCUUUAGGGCUUAGAUAAAACUAAGAAUUAGAGUUGCUUGACUCCGUGGGUAUCACUGCUAUGAAAUAUCAUCCCCAAGUAUAUUUAUAGUGUGCUUUCAAAAGUGAACUAACGAAACCAGGUGAUAAAACAACGUGCUAAUGUCACUGCUUAUCUAUAUUAUUUAUAUUAGUAUGGCUUUUUUUUAAGAGUUCCACUACAGAAGUGCUAUUUUUAAUAGAACUAUUCUCCGUGGUGACGAUGAGCUUCUGCUACAAAUGUGAUAGCAAUAAAUACCUAGCACCGUAAACAUUGUCUGUCUUAGAAGCAAUCCAAGAUACAAUUUAUUUUGGGAUUAAUAAAUAAGAUGAUGCCUCUCAUAUCUGUUCCAGCAUAAACAGAGUCACUAUGCUAGCUUUAAGGUUUAGAUUGUGAAUUUACAAUACACGUUUUCCUACGUCAGAUACAGACUGCAGCCUACCGUUAUAAUCAAAAACUUCUAGACAAUCUGUUGUAUUCAGUAACUUGUUUUCAGGCAUGUCUUCUAAAGAUUAGUAUGGCUUUCCUUUUUGAGAGGAAGUGGUCAAGUACGGUGAAUCCCCAUGUGUUUCUGUCUAUUGUCAUUUGCAUUUGUUGCUUUGUAGAUACUGUGACUUUGGCUCGGUCCAAUGUAUUGUUUGAAAUAGGAAAGAUUUUCUUUAAAAAAAUUUUUUUUUUUACAUUGAAAAAAUGUUGCAGACCGCUUUGUCUUGAAGUCAAGGUUAGCUGCCUUUAAGGUCUGUAUAAGAGUUACCGGUAUGUGUCAGUGGAAAGCUUGUGUGCUUCUUAAUUUGAUUGUCUCAGAAUAACAUGACAAAGACACUCUUAUCAAUUUUAUUAUACUAGCUCAGCAACAAUAAUCAAACUAUGAUCUCCAUAGAAAUGUUGUUUUGUAAUAUUAAAAAAUACAUACUGAAAUUGUAAGUGGUGCAAUUUGGGUAUUUCUUUACAAAACAUCUAAACUUCAGGGAACCUAUUAAUUCAAGAUGUUACAGCAGGACUCGUUCUUGCACAAUUACAGUUGUUGCCCAAAGCAUACAGAAAUGAAGUAAUAUGUGUGAAUUUAUUUUAUAGCAUUUGUGUUUCACCUUUCCUCUAAGGAGCUCAGGGCAACAUGCAUAGGGUAAUCUCGUAUCACAGCAUCUCAGUCCAUAUUGGUAAUCUUUGUCAUUUCAGCCUGUAGCAGUAAAUUAGGCUGAAAGCUGGUGUCUUGCCCAGAGUCACCCACUGAACUUCAUGGUUGAGUUUGCACACGGGUCUUCCUGAUCUAACUCCCAGCACACUGGGCCCCAUUUAAGUUGCAUGUUGAAUUAAAUGUCUAUUUCCAAGGUUAUUUGACUUUCCCUUUCUUAAAGGUUCAUUGCUAGUUGCCAUACACACUCCUAACUCAGGGAUUUUUUAGGUGAUGUUAUCUACAGAGUUCUUUAUCCAGGUCUGUGGUUAAUUCUAAUUUAUGUAAAAUGCUUGCAUAAAUCUCACCAGUUUUCAAUCCAAAUUUUAGUGACCCAAAAGAUAGAAAGCUUGUCUUUCCUCAGAUGUUAGGGCCCUGAAGGUUUUUUUAAUUUUUAUUUCCAGAGCAGCAUCUUUUAGAUUUUAGUUGAUUUUCCUUUACUUACUGUGAUAAGAAAAAUCAAGGCAAGAGCCUCUGAGACAUCUGUUUCUAAAUGCUUACAAGCUUCUAAUAUGGAGGCUUACAAAGUAAUGAGGGCACCCUUUGCAAAAAGUGUAUUAGCCCCCUUUGGCAUUUUUGUUUGUUUGUUCCAACCAAGCAGUCUGUUCUUACUUGGCUGUGUUUCAAAUGUAUUCUUCCCAAUUUUGUGUGUGCGUACUGCUUUGAUACUACCCAGUUUGAAAUGGCAUUGUCUUGGGUGCUAGUGCAGCCGUCCUUCGUUGGAACAAAAAGCGCAUAUUUCUCUAUACUUUACUGAUGGGAAGAGAUAAGUGUAUUUGUUUUGGAAGACUUUCGUCUUGUUUUGUAUCUGGGACUUACGUAAUGGCUUUACCAGAUGACUGACUGUGGGCUUGUAAUUGAGUUUCAUUUUAUUUUAUUAAUGUUUUGCCAGUCCAGGGGGAAAGGGGUGGAUGGGCAGUAUAGUCUAUGUUUUAUGGGUGGAGAGACGAUCAUUGUUGUUACUGAAGGGUUGCUUUAUGAUACUGUUAUUGUUCAAGUUCAAAUAGUGAAGGUUAGUGUUAUAGGAAGCUCUGAAAUAACUCCUGGAGCCUGGUCCUAAGGAGUCCAUCUGAGAAAAUGAUUUGGUUAUUUCCUGCCUCCUACUGGUCAGAGGGAAAAAGUAUCCAAUAUAGUGUGGCGCCUGCAGUAAUUGCAGGAGGACAACUUUGCAGGUAAGAGCCUAAGUUGACCAUUUCCUCAGUGUUCGAAAGUGGUCAGAAUUAUCCAUGUUUUGGAUAGUAAGGGGCCUGAAACCUGAACCAAGGAACUUUGGCUGAAUCUACUCCAGUCUCUACUUCACAGAUGCUAUUGUGUUGUCUCAAACAGCUAAGUAAUCUGUGCUUGCUUCUACAGUGGUACCUCGGGUUAAGUACUUAAUUCGUUCCGGAGGUCUGUACUUAACCUGAAGCACCACUUUAGCUAAUGGGGCCUCCCGCUGCUGCCACGCCGCUGGAGCACAAUUUCGGUUCUCAUCCUGAAGCAAAGUUCUUAACCUGAAGCGUAUGUAACCUGAAGCAUAUGUAACCCGAGGUACCACUGUACAAACAUCUUUUAGUUUUACAAGACUAUGGAAUUAUAGAAUGCAGUGGUGAUACUUGUUUACAUUUAGCAGGACUUCAGCGAAGUCUUGACAGUUCAGUUUCAAUGAGGAUUUUAAAAUCAUCUGCCAGUUUUCAAUCCACCCCCUUUAUUUGCCAGUUUUGCCUAGCUUUUUCAAUAAUGUGUUCCCAGGAAUAGCAGAGCCUGUGCUAUAGGAAGAAUUAUUAAAGUCUCUGUUUUAAUGUAGCCAGUGUGAUGAAUGGGGAAAGGGUAUGCUUUUUCAUGUGUUGUUUGAGAACAGAGUUUAAUGCAAGUCAGCUCAAUGCAGUCACCUCCAUUAACUGCUGAAAUUCAAAGUGUCAGUUCUUUGAGGAUGUUUAAGGCUAUGGGCUUGAACUAGAUCUUCUCUUUACAUGCAGGACUUCUCUCACUUUUGAUGGCAGUUGAUGAGUGCUUAAUGCUGCGCCAUAGAAUAAAAGCUGUAACUUUAAAAGUCUCCAAUAGAAAUUGUAGAAGCACCAUGCAGUAUGAUUAAAGACACCUUUUAAAAAAUCUGUAGCCUGAAGAAACAUCAUGCAUCACCUGUUGAAUUGCUUAUACAAUUGUUCUUUGGACAAAAUGCACCAACUGGUUUUGAUCUUUUAGCACUCUACAAAUUAAACUUGAUUUAGAAUUUUGAAUUCAGGGAUGUCCAGUUUUGAAAAUAAACCUUGACUAGGUACUAGAGCACUGUUAGUGAAAUUGUUAUAUCAGCUCAGUGAUAAGGGUAAACAGUGCUGAACCCUCUGAACUUUUAAAAAUAGACUUUGAAGGUGUAAUUUCUACUUCAUUCACCUCAUUGACUGUAACCCUUACCCUAAUGGUGAGCAUGUUUGGAAUUAUGUGACAGAUUUUUUUCUUGUAUGGUAUUAUCAAAUUUCAGUUUUUUUAAAAAAGGAAAGGAUAGAUUUUAACAAGAUCAUGAGAACUGAAGCCAGAAAUAAGCCUUCAGAGAGAGCCUGUGGCCCUCUAGGUUUUGCUGGCUUACACUGAUAACUCCCAGCAUUCCUGAUCAUUUGCCAUGCUAUCUAGGACUAAUGGGAGUCGUAGUCCAACAACAAUGGAGAGCCACAGGUUCUGCAUCCAUGACAUAGGUUAUAUUUGGCUUGAUUCUGUAAUCCCAUUGCUCUGGGUGGAAUUCAACAAUGCGCUAAGUUGAAUGCUCUGUCUGAGCAAGCUUACCAGAUGGAGUAAUCCCUCUCCUUGCACUGUUCCAGGAGGUUUCCAAAGCCAAUUUUGGAGUGGGCAUGGGGAGGAAAGGAGGGAAAACCCAAUUGCGUAAGUAGAAGCCUUUACACAGGGCUUCUCUCGGGACUGAUGAAUCCCACCCUCUGUUAGGUUGCUUUCUGUGGUUUGCUGAUCCGAUGAUCUUCCUUUCCUGGCCCGUAUAUCUUCUCCACUGGGGAUUUAGAAGCCAUCAAGAUCAUAACUGGAAACCAAAGAGAAAUGACAGCUCCUUUUUUUUGCUUCAACAAAGGCUCAAAGAUUAGAAUAUGAUAAGAAUGAGCACAUUGAUUUACCAUUCAGUUAUCAGUAGGUGCAGUAAUUUUGUAACAUGCAAUGAAAUGCACCAGUUGAAUGACUACCAGUUUGACACUUGGUUUACGAAAGCAGUUUAUUUUCCUGAAUCAUCAGGAAAAACUUGUACUAUCUUAAAGGAUGUAUGUGUGAAAAAACUGUGGAGCUGUUUAUUCUUAACACACACAAAGGCCCUGAACUGACAACCUACAACCGCAAGACACAUGCAGUUAUUUGUGGUAUCUUUAUACUGACAGGCAAAUGUUUACUUAUUUUAUAUUGCAUAUAUUUACGUAAGUGUUUACCUGUCAGUUAGUAGCAUUUCAGCUGUCAGAAUUUCAUGAGAAUAAUCCAGCACAAAGAUACAUAAUUGCCCAAUGCCAUUCAUUGAGACUUAACAGCAUGCAGAUAAAAUCUUAAUAGUUUACAGCAGAAGGAUUAGUAUCAUCAGGUAUUGCCCUGAGGUGAAAGCUUAUGCCAUGCAACCCUGCUGCCACUUCAGCUUAACAAGUCAAAUACAAUAUUGGUAGGAUAUGACAUCUAUUAGCUGUAACCUUGCAAAUGAUAUCUCCAAAUCUAUGAAUGCUACUUGUUGGAAAUAUUGAGCAGAAUUCCUAAAAUGUUGAUUGAGGUAUUGACUCCAGGAAUGUAGACAGAGAUGCUCAAAUACCAUUUUAGCAAUAUUUGGUGUCCUUAAAAGAGAACUGUUUCUUACCCCAGAGAUCUUAAUAGUUUAAUUGUCUAGACACUGAAGUUGGGAGGGAGAUGUCUAAUGUUGCAAUGUUAAUAUUUCAGAAUUGUUCAUGAGUUGGUUAUUUGUAAUACAGGAAAUGCUUCAUUUCAUAGCUUCUGUAACAAAGGGCAAAUAAAUGCACCUCCCUAUCACUGCAUUUUCCCUCUUGAAGCUGCGCUGCUUUUCCAGCCACAAAGUGGAAUGUCUCCAUUGCAUUGGUGUGAUGUACUACAUAGAAUGCUUAACUUGGGCCAGGGAGAUAUGAUUGAUUGAUUUUGAUAUGUUUGUGUGGCACAGAACACCCCAAGUUGACACAGAAAAAAUAAGGAGUUAUCAGUGGCCACUUGUGUUCUAUGUGGUGAUUCAAGGCUUAAAUUCCACCCUAAAUGACAUUUAUCAAACACAGAUGUGUCAGCAGUUCCAAGAAUAGGAUUCCUUUCUUGCUUACCUUCAUCCUUAUUUGUGUACAUCCUACGCCCAAGGUAGAUUGUCAUAUUGUGAGCCCUGUUGGAUCAGUCUGAUGGUUCAGCUAGUCUAGCAUUUUGUUUCUGGGAGGUGUGACAGCAAGAUGUGAAGGCAUUGACCCUCUCCUCCUGUAUUGAUCCCAGCAUCUCUUACUCAGAGGUGUACACUCUCUGACAUCCCAUUUAGCUGUUAUGGCUGAUAUCUGUUGAUAGACUCUUUCCUCCUUGAUGCUAAGCAGUUGAAUGGAAAAAACAAAACAAGAAGUACUAUUUCACACUACAGACUCAUAAGCAACUUACAAUUUCACUGCCAUGAUAUGUGGUAAUGACCACAAGCUUAGAAUCAUAGAAUCAUAGAAUCAUAGAGUUGGAAGAGACCACAAGGGCCAUCGAGUCCAACCCCCUGCCAAGCAGGAAACACCAUCAGAGCACUCCUGACAUAUGGUUGUCAAGCCUCUGCUUAAAGACCUCCAAAGAAGGAGACUCCACCACUCCACCACACUCCUUGGCAGCAAAUUCCACUGUCAAACAGCUCUUACUGUCAGGAAGUUCUUCCUAAUGUUUAGGUGGAAUCUUCUUUCUUGUAGUUUGGAUCCAUUGCUCCGUGUCCGCUUCUCUGGAGCAGCAGAAAACAACCUUUCUCCCUCCUCUAUGUGACAUCCUUUGAUCUAUUUGAACAUGGCUAUCAUAUCACCCCUUAACCUCCUCUUCUCCAGGCUAAACAUGCCCAGCUCCCUUAGCCGUUCCUCAUAAGGCAUCGUUUCAGGCCUUUGACCAUUUUGGUUGCCCUCCUCUGGACACGUUCCAGUUUGUCAGUGUCCUUCUUGAACUGUGGUGCCCAGAACUGGACACAGUACUCCAGGUGAGGUCUGACCAGAGCAGAAUACAGUGGCACUAUUACUUCCCUUGAUCUAGAUGCUAUACUCCUAUUGAUGCAGCCCAGAAUUGCAUUGGCUUUUUUAGCUGCCGCGUCACACUGUGGUCAACCAAGUUUGUGGUCAACCAAGACUCCUAGAUCCUUUUCACAUGUACUGCUCUCAAGCCAGGUGUCACCCAUCUUGUAUUUGUGCCUCUUAUUUUUUCUGCCCAAGUGCAAUACUUUACAUUUCUCCCUGUUAAAAUUCAUCUUGUUUGUUUUUGCCCAGUUCUCUAAUCUGUCAAGGUCAUUUUGAAGUGUGAUCCUGUCCUCUGGGGUGUUAGCCACCCCUCCCAGUUUGGUGUCAUCUGCAAAUUUGAUCAGGAUGCCCUUGAGUCCAUCAUCCAAGUCGUUGAUAAAGAUGUUGAAUAAGACCAGGCCCAAGACAGAACCCUGUGGCACCCCACUAGUCACUCUUCUCCAGGAUGAAGAGGAACCAUUGAUGAGCACCCUUUGGGUUCGGUCAGUCAGCCAGUUACAAAUCCACUGAGUGGUAGCAUAGUCAAGACCACAUUUUACCAGCUUCUUUACAAGAAUAUCAUGGGGCACCUUGUCAAAUGCCUUGCUGAAAUCAAGGUAGGCUACAUCCACUGAGUUCCUUCAUCUACCAGGCUUGUAAUUCUGUCAAAAACGAGAUCAGGUUAGUCUGACAUGACUUAUUUUUCAGAAAUCCAUGCUGACUAUUGGUGAUCACAGCAUUCCUUUCUAGGUGCUCACAGACUGUUUGCUUAAUGAUCUGCUCCAGAAUCUUCCCUGGUAUUGAUGUCAGACUGACUGGGCGGUAAUUAUUUGGGUCCUCUCUUUUCCCCUUUUUGAAAAUAGGGACAACAUUUGCCCUCCUCCAGUCUGCCGGGACUUCGCCUGUUCUCCAGGAAUUCUCAAAGAUGACUGCCAGUGGUUCUGAGAUCACAUCUGCCAGUUUUUUUAAUACUCUUGGAUGCAGUUCAUCUGGCCCUGGAGACUUGAAUACAUCUAAAUUAACCAAGUAUUCUUAUACUAUCUCCUUAGUUAUUCUGGGCUGUGUUUCCUUUGCUGAAUCAUUUGCUCCAAAUUCUUCAGGUCGGGCAUUGUUUUCUUUAUCGGAGAAGACUGAGGCAAAGAAGGCAUUGAGGAGUUCAGCCCUUUCUGUGUCCCCUGUUUGCAUUUCACCAUCUUCUCCUCUGAGUGACCCCACUGUUUCUUUGUUCUUCCUUUUGCUACGAACAUACCCAUAAAAGCCUUUUUGUUGCUUUUAACCUCUCUAGCAAGCCUGAGUUCAUUCUGUGCUUUAGCUUUUCUGACUUUGUGUCUACAUGUGCUGGCUAUUUGUUUGAAUUCCUCUUUGGUGGUUUCCCCCCUUUUCCAUUUUUUGUACACAUCCUUUUUAAUCUUAACUCAGUUAAAAGUUCUUUAGAUAGCCACCCUGGCUUCUUUAGGCACCUUCCAUGUUUCCAUCUCAUUGGUAUUGCCUGAAGUUGUGCUUUUACUAUCUCCCUCUUAACAAACUCCCAGCCAUCAUGAACUCCCUUUCCUUUUAGUAUUACUGUCCAUGGGAUCUCAUCCAGCACUUUCCUAAGUUUUAUGAAGUCGGCUUCAUAAAGAAAUUGAGUCCUAGUAUGCUUGGCUGCUCCUUUCCGCUAUAUAGUAAACUUCAGAAGAGCAUGAUCACUCGCGCCUAAUGAUCCUUCCACUUCUACCCCACUAACGAGGUCAUCAACAUUGGUUAGGACCAGAUCUAAAAUGGCUGUUCCUCUUGUUGCUUCUCCCACUUUCUGGACAAUGAAGUUGUCUGCAAGGCCAGUGAGGAAUCUGUUUGACCUUAUGCUCUUGGCUGAGUUUGACAUCCAACAAAUAUCCGGGUAAUUGAAGUCCCCCAUUACUACUAUCUCCUUCCUUUUGCAUGCUUGGCCAUCUGUUCCAGGAAGGCAUCAUCUAUGUCCUCCGUUUGGCUUGGGGAUCUAUAGUAAACUCCCACAAUGAGGUCACUGUUAUUCUUCUCUCCCUUAAUUUUGACCCAAAUGCUCUCACUUUGGCUUUGAGGUUCUAAAUCUUGGAUCUCUUCACAGGUAUACACAUCCCUGACAUAUAACGCCACUCCUCCUCCUUUCUUGUCUCAUCUGUUUCUCUGAAAUAGAUUGUAUCCCUCCAUUAUUACAUUUCAAUCGUGGGACUUAUCCCACCAGGUUUCAGUGAUGCCUAUUAUGUGCUAUUUAGUUUGCUGUACCAAGAGCUCAAGCUCAUCUUGUUUAUUUCCCAUGCUUUGCGCAUUAGUGUACAGACAUUGAAGCCCAUUAAUCAUUCCCCCGUGUCUCUUAUUUAAGGAUUUUUUCCUCCCACCACUAGGUCUGCGUGCUGUUUGCUCCAGCUUAGAUGGCUUCACAUUAGAAAUUAGAAGUUCAUCAAGAAGCGAAGGGGCUCCUGAGUUAUUUUAAGAGGUUCCCCCCCCAUCCACUCUCUCCAUGUUGUUUGUCAUUUAAAAACAAAAAACCAACAAAUGUCCCCCUACAUUUUUGUUUUUCUAGAUUUAAAACCCCCCAGGAAAUAUUGUCAAGCCUUUCCACAUGGGUAAAACUAUCCAGACUCUUGAUAAUUUUAAUUACCCCUUUCCUCACCUUUUCCAGUUGUAUGAUCUCUUUUUUGAGAUGAAAUAACUAAAAUUGCUCACUGUGUUGCAAAUGCAGUUGCAUCAUACCUUUUUUUCUCAGCCUGUAUUGAGUGUUUGACUAGCUUGGCAUAGUAGCUUGGGCUUUGAGCUUUUUAUAUUGUGCCCACACCUUUUAGAUUUUGAUGGGCAACACCCUAUGCCAUGCCAGUGGAUGUGAUGGAACUUCCUUUUCUCCUGUUUUCUCCAUGUUUGGGAGCAUCCCUCAACCCCCCAGUGCAGAUUAGAGGGGUCGCAAGAGUGAGGAGAGGAAGAGUUAAGUUAAGUCUGUUUUAGCAAGUGGAAAUCGGUUGAUCUGAAUGUGGUGUCCCAUUUACAUUACUGCCCCAUGUUUCCACCUUCUUAAACUUUUAUUAAAUAUGUUGUAGCUUUCAAAAUGCACAGGAUGUUCUACAGACAGUAAUAAAUAUACUUCCCCUCCUCUUAGUGCUGGCUUGGGUAUAUUGUCUGCUGAGCACUAAAUAGAAGCAGUCUGUUUUCUUAACCCUCAUUUGUUUAUGCAAAGCUAGCUGAAACAGUGCUCUAAUUUCAUCCUUUCAUCUCUUGUUUCACUCAUCAUCUAGUUGGACAGAGUAGAGCCCACUGCGUCUAGGGUGGCUGCUCAGGCUAAUUUAUUAAUUGUCUGGUGAAGUGCCAGAGUAAUUUCCCAGAGCCUUUGGUAGAAUGGGGGCAAAACAUUUCCUUCCAUAAAAACUUGAUUUCUAAACUUAGAACUAAAAACUCGUGAAAUAUAUUUUUUUGAAUGCGUGAAAUGCUCUACUUGCACAGCAUGUUCCAUGUGCCUUCUAUAAUAAUCUUCAAUCUACAGCAUUAGAGAAAUCUGAUUGUAAGACAUAUGCAGCAUAAGUAAUAGAUCUAUUAAAAUUAUAAGGCAUAUGCAAUAUUAUUAAUAGAUCUGUUAAUACUAUCUAUUAAUCCUGCAACUGGGACUGUUUUCUGUCCAUUUGUCGUGCUUGUUAAUGAACAAUCAGUCAAUCAAUCAAUCAAGGCAGUUUACAACAUAUAAAAAAAUUACAUUAUUACAGACGUAAGUACUCAUAAACAAUAAAUAAAACAUCAAAAGGUACACAGCCAAAUUGAACAAUUUCUAAAAUAAAGAUACAAAAUAAUAAUAAUAUCAGUAACAGCAACAAUCCUCCCCCCAAACAAUACCGCAGAUUAAUAAUAGUCUGUUUAGCAACCUUAGCUUUUGAAGCUGGAGUCAGUUAGGGCACCACCCUCCCAGGCCAGGUGAAUAAAAAGACCUGCAAGGCCGGGAGCAGGUCUUCCAGGACUCACGGCCAAGAUGAAGCAUUGCUCUCUGAAUUAGUUUUGUUUGCCUUCAGUGACAACAACAUAUAGCUAAAUCAAACUGGUUACAUACGACAUCAAAUAAAGAAUGUUGAUGAAGCAGCGAUCAAUGGGAAAUGCAGAUGGCAGUGAAGUGGUUAAGAUUGGGGUAGGUGGUUUGAUUGGGGAACUCAACCUUCCAAAAGGUCGUCUUCCACACCAACUUGACUCAACCUUAGUUUUUGAAGAAAAGAUGCUAGCUUUUGGUUUCUUUGUGUUGCAAGUAGUUUUAACUAGAUAUGAGCGAAAGUAUAUAUCUAGGUGAUUUUGCUAGAAUCCUGGCUUUGCAGCUGUGGCUUGUAAAGAAAAUUGAGGAAGAAAAUGUGAUGGAAGUAUAGAAUCAUGGAGUGGAGAUGCAUCAUUUUUGCUGCACCCCUCUAUUGCAGGGAUAGUAGAGCCUAUGUCCUUCCAGCUGUGGUUGGAUUCCAAUUCCUCCCAUCACUCUCAACCAACAUGGCCAGUGGUUGGGGAUGAGCAAAAUUGUAAGCAGGUGGACCACUGGACAACUGUUCAGCAUGGUGAAAUAUUUCUUUGCAGGAAGAUACUCUUUAAUUUCCCCAGGAUUUUGGGGGGGGGCCCACACAUAACCUACCCUACUUGAACUAGUCAUCCUUACCAUUUUUGCUGUUCCGCAUCAAGUAAUACAGAUGUGGCUUGUCAUCAAAACUCAGUGAGGCCUACUUGGAGAAGCUUGACAAGAAAACUCUACUUACAGCAUUCCAGUUCCACCCCAGUACUGUACUUAAAUUAGCACUCCUGUUGUAACUCUCAAAACAUUUAGUAAGUGUUAGACUUCAGCUGAAAUGUCUGGUUUCCUUCAAAGUUAUGACCUAAAAAAACAACACUAUGAGCCUUUUUUCCAGUUUAAACCUGCAGAAAUACAUUGCAAGAAAAAUGCACUUGUAAAGUUCAUGCACUUGUCUUUUCUGCAGUCAAGAAUUUGGCUGGACACAUGUGAAAAGGCUGACUUUUGAUUAAACACGUGCCAGGGUUAAGCAGUGAAUCUUGCAAAAUUUCAGUCUGUGGUUGGUUACUGAUGUGUCAGUAAAAAGAGCUGGUCAGGCAGGCAUUUACCGCUGUCCCUUGUUAAAUAAAAUGGAGUGCUUUCCCUCAUGUUUAAAUAUACAAAUGGUUGUUGUAAUUACAGUUGUAAUUCUAAUGCAGCAUACUCAUAACCCAGAGAGAAGGUUAACUGUCGGCUUAUGAGUAAGGAAAAUGCAUUUGUGUUCCUGCGCAAUAUACAGGCUAUGCAAAGGAGAUAAUCUUUAGGAGUAUCGGCCAUGCUUGUGAAUACAGAUAGGGAAUUCUAUAUAAUUCUAUAUAAUGAGAAGAACCUACUGAUUCGGUUUCACCUUUCUUGAAAACUUGUUGAAUGAUAAGAACCUGCUAAACUUUUGCUGGUUUGUUUUGUUUGUUUCGCUUCGUUUAAAAAAUAUUUUUUUACAUGUGAGUUUUUGUUUGCUUUUGUAGUGAGUUUGGUGGUGAAAAACAGCCAGAAUGACAACUUUGGGCACUCAAGUCUUCUGUCCGCAGAACAGGUACAGCAGUGACAGCAGUAGCUGAAGGGUGAGUCCUUAUCUUAUACUCUUCAUGUACAACAGCUCUUUUCAUCAUCUGAGCAUGAGAAAUAACAAGACAAUCCAUAAUGUAUCAAUUUUAUUAACUGUCAUAGAUAAGAGGCAGUUAUCGCAUCAAAUAACUAUGCAGCAAAAAACUGAGCUUGUAAGUGGUAAUUUCUCUCCUAUUGCAUAUUAACUGUUAGAUUGGAUGGGUUGUAUCCACAUUCAUACUCACAGUCAUACUCAGAGUAGACCCACUGAAAGUAAUGGACAUAAGUAACUUAGGUAUGUUAAUUCAUAUGGCUCUACUCAGAGUAGAACUUUGUUAACUACAACUCCAUGUGUGUGAAUUUAGCCUGAGACAAAUGCUGCUUUGGUAGCCACUAGAAACAGAAGUUGCUAAGUUAACUACUCACUCUCACGUAGUUGAACUCUUCUGUGUGUUCUUUGACUAAAUAUUGUAUAGAAUCUUUUAAACUGUCUUAGCUUUAGCUAUGUAUGUCCAGUGUAUGUGUUUUGCUUAAUUCAUUGGUACAGCAUGUGUUUUGCAUGCAGCAGGUCAGAGUUCAAGAGCUGGGGAAAUCUAUUUGAAGUGUUAAAAAGCGUUAAAAAGCUAGCGUCAGUCAGGGCAGACCACGAGUCAGAAAACCUCAGGCCAGGGGCCUGAAGUUUAUUUGUGAAGAACCUUCUGUGGGCUGCAUGCAGUGGCAGGUGUUACCAGAGGCAAAAUGGGUAGAGUAGUGGCUGUGACUUGGUACUUUUGCAUUCCAGCCUUGCAAAAGUCAUGGUUUUUACACUUGCACGCAACUCUCUAUCCUCCACUUAGGCUGCAGAUGUGUGGGAUUGUGACAUGUCACAUGUCUUUGUUUACAUUCAAGCACUGAUUGUUGGAGUCUUGUGAGCGGAAAUUGAGAUACACUGUUCCGUUCUGUAUAGCUAUUGUUUUUGCAGUUCUCUCUCCGAGGAAGAAAGACGCAGAGAGAAGCCAUAUUUUCUUUGUUUUGUUACUUUUGAUUUUGUGCGAAAUAAAUUAGGCUUAGAUGUUACACCUCAAGGCUCAGCUUCUGUUUGGACUCUGCUAGUCGUGUGCUCAUGUCCUUGGAGAUGGGUCACAUCAGCCUGAUGGGACACUGGAGUGAUGAUGUGCAACGCUGCAUUGUAGGGAGGCACUGGCCUUGGCGUUAUCACCCAAAAACAUAGUCACAGUUCAAGCACACAGUCCACUCAGGCAAACACUUGAGGAGGAUGCAGAACAGGGGGGGUCAGGAGUGUGUGGCCUGAGAGAUUCCUGGAGUACCUCAUUUGAACCCUGGGCCUGAGGUUCUCCAACCAGUACAGACAAUACUGACCUAGUUAAAUCAGUGGUCUGACUUUAUAUAAGGCACCUUCCAGGGUUCCUAAAUAAGCUGGAAACAGCUAGAGGUCAGAAUGCUGCAUUGAAGAGACAAAAUGCUUAGAUAAGCAUUUAUUUCUUUUAUAAAAUGUAUUUAUUUCAUGAAAUCUGUUUCAGAUAAACAUGAAGCAUAAGAUUCCUUUUCAUAAAGGGUGUGGAUGCUGGGCUAAUGAAUUCCUAAUUAUACCAUUAUCUAUUAACCGGAGCUUGAAUUAAAAAGAUAACAUUAUGGCUGAAUUUUUUCAGGGAUAGAAAUAAAUGUUUUCUUGUAUUCAGUUGCCUCUUCUUAUACUGUUUCCUCUGCCAGAUCUCACAAGUUUAUCUGGGUCAGUCUAGGCCAGUACUUGUAAAUGAGACCUUAAAGAAGAACCUGAAUGUUGCAUGAAGUAAUGAUAUCAGUGCACCGUGAGCGGCACGUUUACUUCUAAGCAAGUACUUAGCUUGUCUUCUUGCAUAGUAAGCCAGCAGCAUACUUCUGUUUAUAAAUGAGAAGUCUGAAGAACAUGCCCCUUAAUACUUUUUAUAGUCAAUGGCUAAGUAAAUACUCUUUGCAGGGAUUUAUAUUGCAGACAACAACUCCUGUCAUAGAGAUAUUCACUGAAAGUUAUUUUUGUUUCAUAUUCUCUCUAUAUUUCUCUUUCACUCUGUGAUGAAGUGAUCCUUUCCAUCUAGCUAGUUUUAGAAAUACAGUAAUACAGUGGUACCUCUGGUUACAUACUUAAUUCGUUCCGGAGGCCUGUUCUUAACCUGAAGCACCACUUUAGCUAAUGAGGCCUCCCGCUGCUGCCGUGCCGCCGCCGCGCGAUUUCUGUUCUCAUCCUGAAGCAAAGUUCUUAACCCGAGGUAUUAUUUCUGGGUUAGCGGAGUCUGAAGCAUCUGUAACCUGAAGCGUAUUUAACCCAAGGUACCACUGUAAUUGUAAAAUAAUUUACAAUUGGCAUCCUCAGUGAAGUAAAUUUGUAGCUUUCCUGUGUGUAUUUUUCUUAUACGGUUGCUAAGUGUAAAGCAGCUGAUUUUCAUGCUGAAGGCCCCCUUUCAAUCCCCGCUAUCUUCAGGUAGGGCUGGGUGAGGCUUCUGUCUGAAACAUUGCAGAGUUGCUACCAGUUAUUGUGGACGAUACUGAGGUAGAUGAACUAUUGGUCUGACUUGGUAUAAAGCCUUUUCCUAGGUCGGUUCAGACUUGUGUAAGGGGUAGGCAGCCUUGCCCCUCUUUCCAGCUCAACCUUUAAACUUGUUUAUGUCCCACUAAAACCAGAGGGGCUUCUGUGUAAUGUUUAAGCAUCUCUAGAUAGUGACAUUUGCCAUUUCCCACCUAUGAAUUACCUCUAGUCUGGUUUAAAUACCUAUCCCUAGUAAGCACAUAUAGUAUAACUAUAACUGAAGCACUUUCAUUCAGCAUAGCUGUGCAUGAAGAGUCUUAUGGCCACACAUGACAUGCAGAAUCCUAAGAAUCACUUCACAUGUUUUGCUUUUAAAAGUAGGCUGCUCUCUACUUUAAAACACCUUUCCUGUGGAAUUUCCCUGUAUCUUAAGGUGAUCGUUUCUAUAGCACUUCUCAUUGUUCAAAGUGAUUCAUUUCCUCUGUGUUUAUCAUCAGAGAACUUUAAACUCCCACCCAGCCAGGGAAGGCGAUCACAACUUUAGUGUCCCCCAACCAGGGCUUUGUCCACUGAGCCACUAAUGUUGGAAGAGCAAUGCAUUUGUUUGAGACUGGGGGACAGGACAGGGGACAUGUGGACAGAAUUAUUUAGCAUUGUGCCACUUCUCUCUGAAAAAAAGUACCUGUAUUGCUUUGUAAGCAUUACAUUUUUCUGCACCUGAUUUUAAACUGUAGGAGGCACACUUGACCACUUGAAAGAGCACAGUCAUUGUGGAGAAACACUUUAUCACCUGGGCAGUACUGGCAUAGAAGGCUCAAAAUCCAGAAGGUGGUCCCCAAACCAGUGGACAUUUCUUUGGACAGAAAUGAUACUCAUAGUAAAACUGUACGGUAUUAAAGCCUAUGAAAUCUGACCAUGGAAACCAAAUAUCUAAAAGGUUAGCUAAAGAAAUAGAUAAAUAGAUAAAGAAAAAUAUUAAUGUAGCCACAGAAAGACACGAGUUGGGAUGCAGACCCAUGUUAACUAUUUGAUAGAGUAUGAAGAUUAAGUCCUGAUAUGGUCUAAAUAGGAUAUAGUCUAAAUUUGUCUGCCGUAUACACAUUUUGAAGUCCUACCUGACCUCCCACCGUCAUUAUUAUUGUGAAUGUGAGCAACUGGCAUCAACCCUUGAAACAGAGUAAUAAUAAUUUAGGCUGAGAUAACAUUCCAUAUACUGAGUUAUAUGUUUGAGCAGUUGGGUACAGUUCUGAGUCAUUCUGCUUCUGGUCUUCUGUCAGGCUCCAGUUCUUUUUCCUAGUACUGCUAUUGUCCAUAGUUGGCUUGGUAGUGAUGGAAUAAGGGAGAUCAACCUUCAUGGCACCUGGAAGCUUGUGGUCUCACUUUAAUGAGGAAAGGGGAACUGAUCUAUUUGCUUACUAUUGUGCGCUGAUCUGAAAGCCUUGCAAGAAGGAGGCCUUUGCUUCUUACUGCUGUUGAUGGAGAGGAAUUUGGAUCAGCUCCCAGACUUCAAUAUCAAUUGGAGGUGUGUGUGUGCCCAAACUACUUGAGUGAAUGGUCAUUUCUGCCACUGUUCUGAUUCCUGAUAAAUGGGAAGAAUUUUCCCUCCUGGGCCCAGUGCUGCUUCACACCACUGGUACAUCACUAAAUUGCUAGCAAGAAACCUUGGGCUGGAACUCCGUAGUGUACCCAAAUGUGCUCUUUAGUUGGACCUUAUGUUUGAAGCAAAGCAUGUCUUAACAGAAGUCCCCAAGAGGCUAAUUUCUUGACUCUUCAGCACAGCUUGACCCUCUCUGGGAAGUAUUGUGGGGGGGGGGGGAGCCUGAAAUUUGUUGGGAAAGUGUUAAGCCCCAACUGAGUUGCCAGUUUAAAAUAAAGGGCUUCAGUAAACUUAUUGAUUUCUUCUAUAUAACCAGCAAGAUCCUUUGCACUCUCCCAUGGUUGCUUCAAAUUCUCCAUAAAGUACCGUAAUUUUGCUACUAUGUCACUGCCAAACCUGUUCAUUUGUUCUGUGUGUUCUCCUGCAGGUUGCUUUCCUCCUGAAGCCCUUGGCUAAUUUGCGCUGUCCGCUAGACUCUGUGAUCCAUGCUUUGAGACCAGGAGAGACUUAAAAUUUUGAAAUGAAGAUGGAGGCAGCAGACAAAGUAGAAGAACUCAUUGACCCAGAGGUUCCAUCAAAACUCCCAGAAAAACAAGAAGCAGCUCUGUGUGAAGAGGGACCUGUAGAACUAGAAAUGCAUGCCCAGAAAGAGAGCGGAGCUGCUGUGGAGGAUUCAACAGUGCUUGCCUCGAUGCCAUGCUUGCUGAUGGAACUGAGACGAGACUCGUCAGAAUCUCAGCUAGCAUCAACAGAGAGUGACAAACCAACAGCUGGCCGUGUUUAUGAGAGUGACUCUUCCAACCAUUGCAUGCUGUCCCCUUCUUCCAGUGGGCACUUGGCUGAUUCAGACACUCUGUCUUCCGCAGAAGAGAACGAGCCCAGCCAAGCUGAAGCAACAAUAGAAGGAGAUGCUUCUGCGGUAUCAGGGUCUACUGUUGGGAGGAAAUCCAGGCGGUCAAGGUCGGAGAGUGAAACCUCAACAAUGGCUGCAAAGAAAAACCGGCAGUCUAGUGAUAAGCAGAAUGGUCGUGUCGCUAAGGUCAAAGGUCAUCGGAGCCAAAAGCACAAAGAGAGAAUUCGGUUAUUGAGGCAGAAACGGGAGGCAGCUGCCCGCAAGAAAUACAACCUGCUGCAGGACAGCAGUACCAGUGAUAGUGACCUGACCUGUGACUCAAGCACGAGUUCAUCAGAUGAUGAUGAAGAAGUUUCAGGGAGCAGCAAGACAAUCACUGCAGAGAUACCAGGUAGAGGAUGUUUUUUAAACUGAACUGGUAAAGCUCCUACCAUCAUUUCUCAGCUGUCCUGCUAAAUUUAGAGGAGCGACACUUGAGAAAAUAGAAAUAAUAAACUAGGAGAACUGCAACUCUAUGUAAAUUGGAGGGCUGCAGUAUGUGAAAUGUUUUAAAGGUGGGUCCUGGGGUUUUUGAAUGUUCUUAUUUGCAGAAUUGAAAAUUUAAAAAACUGGUAAUGGUGAGUUGAGUUCCAGACCCUGCUUUCUGCCCCCACUAGUUAACAUCAGUGUGGCUUAGACAGACAUAUUUAAAACGGCCUAGUUUGAAGCUAUUUUAUUACAAAUGGAUUAUUCUUUUAAAAUACUGCAACUGUUCCUGUAUCUGCAUCUGAAACACCAUGGGGCAUAGUUUUGCUGUUGGAGAAGGCCAUGUUCUCUCCAAUACUGAAUUUAACGGUGCACUUUCCAACUUCAUUUUAGUGCAUGAUAAACUGGUUCAGCUUCGUUGUGUGUUACAAUUAGGUGAGCUGGUUACUUCAGAACCUGUAUGAGGAAUAUUUUGCACAUUGAUUGCAAAUUAAUAGCCUCCACACUACCCCUCAGUUUCAGAAGCCAGAGGGUUUCAAUGUCCUCUGUUGCAUGGAUUGCACAAUUACUAAUAUCAUUUUUCCUGCUGCAUCCAUAUUGUGUGACUGAGAGGUGAAAUAUCUUGGCCAUUCUUACAAUCAAAUAUUGGAAGGUGCAUUUUGGACAGCUUUCCAUUUGUUUAAGGCCUGCGUUAUUCCUUUAUCCCAAAUAGCAUGAGGAGGAAUAUGUAUCUUCUACUUGGCAUAUGGCACUCAAAAUAACUGCAUUUUAUAGCAACCUUAAAAUAAAAUACUAUUUAAAAAGCUUUUGGUUUGCCGAUCUUUUAUGGGUGAACAUAACAUUUGUUUCUUUGCAUGAGAGAGAUAAGUUUUGUAAUUAAAACCUGUGUCCUCAGUAAAGCUAUUUAUAUAUCAUGUGGGAAGACUUAAAAGGAAAACUACAAUGCUGUGUUUUCAGCUUGACCCUUCAAGUAUUCUUUCUGCCAGUGGUAACCUUUUAAAGUUUGAUGGAUUCUGCCUUUGCACAGCACUUUGGGUUUUACAGUUGCUUAUGGAUGUAGUCUGCCAGGGCUUUUAGUUGCCCAGCCUCCAUGUCACUUUGGAUAUCAUGAGCUUUCUGCCCAAACCCGUUAAAAUAAAUGGAAGUUGCACUGCAGCAGUGCCUAGUGAGAUGCCAUAUCAGUGAACAAACUAAGGCUUUGCUCUGGACAUAGGGUUUUUUUUAAAAAAAGAUUGUGUACAAUCUUAGGUGAAAGGGACUAAUCCCAAGCAGACUGGCUCUGUUGCUGGACUGUACCAUUUCAUACCAUGGACAUGGCAUAGUUUUCCACAUAAAAUGCUGGCUACAUAUAAAAAACUGGCAUACUGGGAAGAACGGCCAUAGCUCAUCUGUUUUGCAUGCAGAAGGUCCCAGAUUCAAUCUCUGCCAGGGAAUGCCUUGCUGUCUAAUCCUAGAGAGCCAUUACUAGUAUGUAUUGACAGUACUGAGCUUAGAUGGGCCAGUUUUCUGACUCAGGGUACAAAGGAAGCUGCCUUAUACUAAAUAUCUAGGCUAGCCCUUUUUCAUAUCACACUAGUUUUGAACAGGGAAUCUUUUAUUACACCCACAACAGGUUUUUGGUGGGUCUUGGCUAGUCUGGUGUAGUGCUAACAGAAUCUGACUACACGGCAGGCUAUCUUAUUCCAUUGAUUUGAUGCCCGUGUGCAGUUCUGUGCAGGUGUAAAGUACUGGCAGACAUUGUAGACACAAUGGAGAUAGAGGUGUAGCCUGGGCUUCUGAUCAAGUAAGGGGAUCUCUCGUACAGUCUCUUCUGUAAAGCAGAAUCUCUGCUGUCUAAACCUUCUCUGAUGGAACACCAAAAAAUGGCAGGGGCCAUCUUGUUCAAAUGUUUGUAUAUAGACAAGCCCUUAAGUCAGCUUCUCUCUGCUGAAGGAUAUGGAAGAGUAGCAAGCUUUACAUCAUCACAGCCUCCACACAAUAAUAGUGUGAUAUGCCCUCCAUUAACAAUGCUUCUCUCUGGCAUGUUUCACUGUGGGUAUAUUGGUUGUUUGGCGCAUAGUAUGAAGCAAAGCAAUUAAGUCUUUAAAAGUGUGGAUCACUCCUCCAUCGGUGCCUUUGCCUUGCUUGUUAUAUAAAUAUAAAACCUAUAUAAUUGUGAUUCUUUUGAAAGUGUGAUUGUCAGUUUAAGUAGGGACAGGAUUUUGUUUCUGUUGCAUUUCUGUUUUAGGGUAAAAAAUAAGUCAAGGAUUGCAAGCUGGAAUUUCAGGUGAGUGCUCAUGAGCACACACAUAGUUUCAGGAACUUGCAAUACAUCUUAGCCCUCCUUUUUUUGGCUAGGUGAGAGUUUCUCAGUUUUAAGGAAGGCAAAAAACACCACAAUGGGAAAUUGGAAGAGCUAAGCGAAAAGUACAUAAUCUGUACCUGCUUGUUUACAUUUUAGUUUUGCUAGUAAACAGGAGAGUAAAUAAUGUACCAUAACCCUAAAGUAACCCAUUUUUGGAGAAAUUAGUGCAAAAAACACGCAUGUGGGGUUGUGGAGGCCAAGUAUUUGCCUUCUUUAAGUUACGUGCAUUUGGAUUUCUUUAUAUCGCUUAAAAAUGUCAAGGCAACCUUUGUAAAGAUAAGACCUAGCCACCAUUAAAUUAUCUAUAUCAGUGUCAGUUUGCAUAAGCAUUAAGUUGUUUGUAUUGAAUAGUUUUCCAUCUCUUAAUAAAAUCUAGGUUUGGGGGCCUACAGAGGGUAGAUCUGAUUGGGGCCUGUUACAGUGAAGUUUUGAGUAAAAUUAUAUUUUAAAUUUGAGAGAGCUAUUUUAUCCAGAGCUGCAAAAAUGAACUCACUGACUGUCAUUUGGAAAUUGAAUGGGAGUGACAAUUGCCUAAAAACCAUAACCAUGCACAAAGGUUUCUGCUUGCCCCUCUAUAGCUACCAUACCAUAUGUCCUUCUUGUAAGUUGGAAAUUAAUAUCUUUCUUUAAUCUACCAUUGCUGCAAGCUGUUUUGAAAGUUCACCCUCAGCCGUGUUAGUAGGGUUCAACUACCUCUUGUCCUUUUUGCCAGUGGCAAGCAGGACAAACCCAAGGUGUAGUUCCAGUGCUGGUGCUACAGAGGGGGAGGGAAGAACCCUGCCCCACCCAGCUGGAAACAUGGAUAAAAGCCUACAGUUUGCAAUUAGCUGUAUUUUUAAUGGGUACAAGUCUAGAGCCAAAGCUCUGGCUGUGGAAUUGUAAUCUUGUAAAUCAUGUUAUAUUAGUGCAGUUCUUCUGUGUUCCGAACAGAAGGAAACACCCCUUUGCCCCUCUUGUCAUCCUGGAAGAGAGGAGGAUAGAAGAUAGCCCAGAAUUUCCUUCUGGUAGACAUUGCCCUGGAGAAGAAAUCUGAAUUUCCCUUCAAAAGCAGCUGCUUUUAUUAUAGAAUGCUAGGUUUAUGAGAAGAGCUCAAAAGACAGACCUUUCCAUAUCUAGUUGCCUCUGAUCUUUUUAGUCAUUGAAGGACUUCACUGUAAGUGAAGAUAUAUUGCUUCUAACAACUCAAGAAGAAUGCAUCCCAUAAUAAAAGUCCAGAUAUUUCAUUCCUAUAAGGAUAGUAGGCAUAGUUCUACUGAUACUCAGGUUUUGAGAAUUUUAACCUCUGCCUCCUAAGAAAGCAAUCUAUCAGACUAAUGUCAUACUCUUAAUUGUUUGCCAUUGAAAACAAAUGCAAAAACUAUCCUAAACAUUAUAAUUCAUCAGUAGUAGUCCCCUCAUGGUAUUCUUGUGGUAGGUUCCCAUAGCAUCAGCUAUGUGUGACUCUCCCCAUAUUCUAGCACACUGAGCUAGAGACUUACAAAUCAAGUGAGAUGCCCCAGUAUUUUUCACUGUCAGUAUUUCAGAACAGGUGCCCAGUUAAAUUCCUAAACUUGUAAUAUUUCCCUCUAAAAUAAAUUCUGGACAUCACAGUUGCAGAGAAUGAGAUGAAAACGCAUAGGCAAGUCUCAAACCAGUAGUGUGUUGCUGGUCACUUGCUAAUCACUACUAGAAAUUAUCUGUAGAUUUUCCUUCCGUUAUCCAUGCUUCACUUGUGCCUCAUGUUUCAUCUCUCAGGCCCACAUCCACCUUCCAUAAUCUGUGUCACCUCAUUCUUUGCAGAAAAAUCUGAGAUUUGUGAAGACCUACGUACUACCAUUAGAAUACAGAAUGAAAAUUAUGUUUCUGCAAACUUAGAUGAGCUGCUCAGAGUUCAAAAUUAGGGUUUUCUUUGUGCAUGUUUGGGAUCCUCUCCUUGAGUUGUGGUUCUGACUAUCUGCAAGAGCAACUUUUUCCUGUGGGAAUGUUUUCACCCACAAAGUCCACAUACAGGUCUUUGUGUUUUGGGAUUUUCUCCUUGAAGCAGAGUAAACAAAGACUGUGGGUUGGAUUCAGACAUCUCCCUCUGAAUGGAAAGGCUCUUUCCAGUCACAGAUAAGGUUCUGAUCCAUCAGGAGCUCCCACACACUUAAUCCUGCAAAUGGGAUACAGGGAGGCAUUUUUCACCAGUGCUUCUCCUCUUCUGCAGUCCCUCCCCCCCCAUAUGACCCCAUACACAAUUUUGGAGGAUACCUCAACCUCCAGAGCUGCUUUGUGGGGACAUAGAGGGCUGUUGGCAAAAGGGAGGAAUUACUGAAAAGCCCAUUCUCCCCAUGGGAACCUAGAGUUCUGCUCCAGCCCUGUGCUUUUCUUUGGCGUAAUCUGCUCUGUGUUUCCCCUUCUGCGCUCAGUAGUUGAAGAUAAGAUUAUUUUAAUAUAAUUCAAAUCCGUAAAAUCAAAUCCAUGGUGGUCUCCCAGAAGCUAGUAACCUUGAGAGAGAAACAGAACCUUCACCCCCAGAGGCAGUAGAUAUAUCUGAUGACCAGAUGACGUGGAGAAACAACCACGAAUAGCCACCACCAUCGUACCUUGCUUGUGAGGUCAGAUAUUGGAAAUGGAAUGCUGGACUAGACGGACUAUGCUCUAAUCUCGCACGGCAACUCUUGUAUUCUUACGUUUUUCUUAGAUGGAGUGUGCAUAAAAUUAGAUUUGAGUGUUGGUUGUAUUCUCAUAAAACAAGAUUUUGAUUCUUACAAAGUUACGCUGCUUUGGCUUUUGUUCAGCGAGGAAGACACCAAACUUAGAAAACAGGGUUGAUUUCACCUUCUGAAAAAAUGUUUUGAAAGCCAAAAGAUUUAAAUAAUUAUGUUGGGGUGGUGGCUUAUGAACUUUUAACUGGGCAGGUAUCUCAGUGCUUCUCAGAGAUUCUAUCUACCUGACCAGUUAGAGCAAGUAUGUAGCUUGUUCGUGCUCGCAUGCCUUAAUGUAUGGAUGUGAUUACCUUUUCCUUAAUGAUGUCUUAUGCAAUGGCCUCAAUGUCUUUAAAGCUGGCUUCAGUCGUGCUGGGGGAUCUGGAGGAGCGACCAGGGAAAUUCCAGGAUUGCUUGACAGGGGCACCGUAUGGGAUAGGAACUGCAUAGGCAGUGUCCUGGAAGAGGCCAUGAACUGCUUUGCCGAGAUGCAGAGGCAGACAGAGGAGAAGUUUCGCAUGUGGAUAGAAAAGCUAACCCGCCUUGACACAGAUGAAGAAAGCAAGCAGCAGCUGGAGCCCAGGGAACCUAAAGUACCAUUAGCUGGCCAAAGAAUCUCCCCAGCUACUCAGGCAGGGGUAUUUGUGCAGGUGCCUGAUAGCCAAGUGCUUCCACAGCCGCCCUUUAAUUCUUAUGUGAGCUGUCAAAAUGCCGACACUGCAACUUUAAAUAACAAUUUCCCAGCUAUCUUUCCUGAAAAUGGGAAUAUCGCAGAACCCAACUUGAAUCAAUCACAAACUUAACAUGGUUCCCAAACCUUUCCUGUUGACCUUUAUUGAACUGCAAAAGCUGUAUUCUAUAUGUUUUUUUGGUUCCUUGUUUAGUUUCCUUGUUUGGUUAUUGCUUUUUAACUGCCAGUGUUGGAUUUUUUUGAAGACAACAGAUUUGUACUUAAGGUUACCAUUAAAAUGCUUCUCCUCUCCAGCUUAUCAUCACCAAAGCUUGGCAAGAUACAAUUUAGUGAUCUUUUUGUGUGUGUCCUACUGUAGGAACAAUCAAUGUAUUCACUUGUAUGCUCCUUUUGCAUGCCAAAAGUGUUUAUAUGUGGAAAUACAUAUUUGGAAUUGAAAGCAGCCUUAUGUACCCAGACAGUAUACCCUGUGAAUAUUUUCUUAAACAAAUGCUAGUAUUAGAUUGUGCAUCAUAAACAGGAUUAUAUAUUGCUUGCCAUAUUUUUUGGGUUUCUCCUUUGAUCCUGUUGGAUUGAAGUUGGCCAGUCUAUGGCCGAGAUGAUUUGAUAAACCAGUAUUCAUAGCCCCUCUUUAGCCUUUAUUUUUCUCACAAGUGUUUGCGACAUUUAGGAAGCAUAUGUUUUGGUAAAAACUCACGUUACCCCAGGACCACAGGAAUUUGAGAGAUAGUUAGAAGCAAUAGGCCUGUCUACCCUGGGUUACACUAACUUCUAGAAAAUUUGACGUUUUUAAUAAAAGAGGUUGAAUAUUUUUUUUAUUGUACCAGCAUGACUGCUUUAAACACUUAGGCCACCUGUCCACAAACAGAAAAAUAGUAGUUUGGUGUGUGUUUAUAUAUGAUCAAAUUGUAUUUUCAUGUUCCAUUUAAACUCCAAAAGCCUGUAUUGAAGUAAAAAUCUGACCUACCAUGGAGGAAGAACAAAGUACAUUGGCUGCAAUCCAGAGAGUCUCUUUAGGCAGCCCGUGCAAGGGUUUGUUGUACAUGUCCAUCAGGGUCUAGUACAGUGGAGGCCGGUCUGUUACAGGAAAUGGGGCAUUGCUCCACCAGCUUCAAGUCUGACCUUAGCCAAUCCCCACCUGCCUGCUUUCUUUAUUUAUUAAAACCAGUCCUGGGAGUAGCUGUGCCCAUCAUUUUCCUUCUCCCUGGCCUUAGUGUUGCCAUUGUAGAACUAGCAGAGAGAGGAGGAUGGGGACAACACAAAUUUGUUUUUUCUGCCUGUCAUUGCCUCUGGCUCCACCAACUGAUGGUUUCCUUCAUGAGCAAGUUGUUGAGCUUUCUCUAGGAAAUCAUUUAAAUCAAAUCAAUUUAAAUCAUGAUUUAAAUCACUAGUCGGUAAGACUUGAUUUAAAUCAUAUUUUUUUUACAGAAAGAUAUUCUUGCUGGUAUAAUCUUAAUAUUUACAACCAAACGAAGGUUUCAUUUUUGGAAUAAUAAAUUUUCAGAGUGGUUUUUACAGUUUUAUGAAAAAUUACUGAUUUGGUUAUACUAGUAGAAAUACAUAGACAAAUAAUUAUGACGUUGUGAAGUUUAAUAAGUUAACUGUUUAUAUUUGGGCAACUUUUCUGCUGUACUUUAUUGGAAGGAGAAAAAUAAUCAUUUCCUUAAUAACAAUUUAAACAAUUUAUUUAACUAAAACAGUAACAGUAUAGCAUAUGUAUCCAUGUUUGUUAACUGAUGUGGUUAAACAAUUUAAAACAAAAACAAAAAAAAAACCCUUAGACUUAGUUGUAGCGCACAUGGAAACUUAAAACAGAUCCUUAUUUCCUGAUGAAUAGCCUUUGGCCUAUAAUGUAACUUAAAUAGAAAACUUAUCUUUAGAAAGAUUUUUUAUCCAAAAGCAUUUCAUUUUAAAAAUCUGAUUUAAAUAAAAUAAAAAUCCAUUUUAUUAUUAUUAUUUUUAAACCAUUGAUUUUUUUAUCCACCCUGGUCUCCUUGCCUUUGGCUCUGUCAGUUCAAACUGAUAUCAGCCACCACUGGUCUAGUAUACCUUAGAGCCAACUUUCUUCCCAUUUUAUCAUCAUUACAUUUAAGAGAUCAGAAACUUUCUGGGCAUCCAGUCAGAAUUGCAAGGUGCACAGAUUGGCAUUCUUGGUGGCUGCCAAUGGUGGCAUUCAGCUUCUAAAUUUUCUUCCCCAUGUGACUCACCCAAGCUAGUAUGUCUUCUGGAAUCAGUGUAAGAUAUUCUUAUUCAAACCAGGUCUUGGUGGCUAGUAACAUGGUAGAACUUUCACAUUUUACCUGCCCCACCUCCUUGGGUGACAUAAACUACAGCUCCUAAAAGUGUAAAUUUAAUGGUGCGAGGGAUGCACAAGCAUGUGGAAAAUUGAAGUAUGUGGUGCUUAUUGUAUGACUUUCUGGAUUGUGGCCAUUGUUUUAACCCAUGUUUCAGUUCAAGCAUUUUCUAAGCCAGCCUUGAAGGAAUAAUUGAACUAUAUCCCUAACACCUCUGGUUGAAAAUGCCUAAGCAUUAUUUCAAUUACUGUAAUUUGCAGGUUGGGAGUAAACUCUGCACCUGGGAAGUAGCUUUGUGUAGAGUAAUGAACCUUAUAAAGUUGCUGGUUAGAUAAACUUUGUUCUCAUAAUGGAAACUGAAAGUUUUCAGUUUUCCUUCUCCACUUAGGCUUUCAAAUGCAAAUCAUGUGUUGCUUGCACAGUGUACAGUAGCUCAGCAUAACCCCUUCCGUUAUAGGCCAACAAAGGUCAAAACAACAUUGCUUAUAGUUUGAAGCAUCUAUUUCAGGUUUGCAGUGUGGGCCUAAACAUGCUUACUCAGAAAUAAGUCUCAUUAAGUUCAAUGGAGCUUUCAAGUAAUUGUGCUUAGGACUGCUUAGGACCUAAAAUUACAGGUUGCAAACAUUUGCCAACAUCCAGAGAACUGGGUGACUGCUUCUUCAUGGCCAAGGACUGUGUUUCUCUAACAACACCUUCCUGUACCACAUGGCAAAGUGCUCGUGGAAUUGAGGGAGCUUUUGAAAGCAGGCUGUAAUGUGACGUGCUGUUCAAUGACAAGCAUUCAAAAAUGACAACAGACAUUUCCAAGACCUUGGGGCAUUCCUAGAAUAACUCUUUGGAUCCCUGCCUUUUUAUUGCCGUGUGCCUGCUCACUGGCCUUCCCCCUUUUCUAAUGUCAUAACUGAUUUUAUGAAAGUAAAAUAACUUGGAAAUAUGUACCUGCGUUCCCUGCCCUAUCUUCUACACAAUGUCUUUUAAGAAUAAACGUUGCUUUUAAAAAGCUGUAUUUUCAGGGUAACAGUUGAAAGGCUAUGCAGGAUGUAAUUUUAUGUAAAAGAAAAUAUGAAUGGUUUCUAAAGCAAUUUUGGUGUUAAAUCUUUCCUUGUAUAAUUUUGAUAUGAGUGUUUUGAUGUAAAUUUGAUAUCUUCCUAAUAUGAAAUCAUGUGUACAUUAACUUGAUUGAUUUCAAACAGUAGAGUAAUUUUUUAUAAUCUUGACAAGACCUUUUCUUUCCCCUCUCUCCUUUUUUGCCUUGAAUAAAACGUUAUGAAUUUGUCCUUACCUACUUUUAAAAUUAAGAAAUUAUUGUGAUUAUUUUGUUGAAGUUAGUAUGUACCCCUUUCUAGUACCAAUAGGCAUCUAAGCAUUUAGAAAUAUAUUUGGAACUGCAUGUCAACUUUACAGGUCUUCCCAAGCACGCAGGGGCUGCUUUUUUUGUAGAACAUCAUUGCCUCAAGCAUGCUCUAAAGCAUAUUUUUAAAAUGGAUGAUACAGGUGUUUUAGAAUCUAGAUCAGCUGAGUCAGGUUAUGCUAUAGGCAUCUCACAAUGUAAUAGUUUUGAGAUCGAAACUAGUUGUAACUGGCUAUAAUCCUGUUAGCAUAAUUUUAUUGUAAUUUUGUUCUUAGAAGCCCCUUGCAAAAAUUAAUAUUGAAAAUAGAUGGGAGUUUUACUGAAGACCCUGAAAGGUCUUUUGAUGUUUAUGAAUAAUCAUGUUUAGCAUUCUGUUCACUCUUUACCUGUGCAGAGCAUAAUCACCUUUGUUUUCGGUAAAAACCUGUGGUUUCUGUACAGUGCUACCAUACCUUUGGUGUCAAAGCAGUACUUUUUGAUUAUAACUCUGUUUGUACAGAGUUAUUCAGUAGACAGUUUGUCUUUAAUUUGGUGACCACUGAAAGACAAUGGAGAUGUAAUGCUGUCUCCCUCUUAGCUGUGGAGAUCAGGAGUCAGCUGUGCAAUAGUUUGUGCCUUCCCUCCUCAGAAGUAAAUCCCCUUCCCUCCAGAUACCUUAAGGCAGGCAUCCCCAAACUCGGCCCUCCAGAUGUUUUGGGACUACAACUCCCACCAUCCCUGACCACUGGUCCUGUUAGCUAGGGAUGAUGGGAGUUGUAGUCCCCAGACACCUGGAGGGUUGAGUUUGGGGGUGCCUACCUUAAAGGAAAUGUUACUACUAAUUACAAGCAUGGUUAAUUCUAACCACAGUUUGUUAACUUUCAGAUCCCAGUACAACAGGAACCCUGGCUUGUGUUAACCAUUGGUAUGGCUGGUGACACCUUCCUUGCCCAUGAUUGAGGCAAGAAAAGGGACUUUGCUUCUCAAGAAAGGGGUGAAAGGAAGGCAUACAAACAUUCCUAGCUGGCUCUAGAUACCUUAAGCAUUCAUAAUAGCUUUAUGCACCAACCACCUGCAAUCUGACCAGUGGAUCAGAUUACCACCAAGUAGAAUAUGAAGCUGCCAAAGGUUUGACAAUUUGAUUGAUUUAACUGUGCAUUCAUCUUUUUUAAUCUGUAAGGUAUGGGGAAAAUAAAAAAAAUAAUUAUUAGUGGCACAAUAAAUGGAAUAUGUCCUGGUGGUGUUAUUAGAACCAAAGGAGCAACUUGUAAACCUUACCACCAAAUAAUUUGUGAGAAGCCUUAUUUCUAGAUGAACAUGUAGUUGUCCUAUUGUUAGACCCUGCUACCCCUUUAAAGCUUUUCUCCAUAGGAGGAAAUGGUGGUUCAGGGUCCAGCAAUUAUAUGGAUUGCACCUGCUGAUCAUGCCCUCAGAGCCCCAGAAAAACACUUAUAAUUUUCAACUUGCACAAUAAUUUUUUGGUUGCAUUGUUUCAGUACUAUCAUUGCUACAGAUUCAAGGGUGAGUGGCCUGUCCCAUGUUCUGAUUUUGAAUACUGACGAUGUGGAAUAGCUGUACAUCGUCUUCAUUAAAAAGAAAAUAAUGGCAUUCAUGUCAUUGGACUUAUCCCUCAUCAUGGCUCUUGUAAGCAUUUCAUAACAACUUGAGAUUGAAACCAGUUCAUCAGGCUGAAUAGAUUUGUUCUGAGUGACAAACUAAUCUUUGAUACGAUUUACAUUAUUUUAAUAUACGUCUUGUAAUUUAAAUAGACCAGUUCCCCUCUCCCUCCUGAACUCAUGAUGUUAGUAUUUCUAUAUUUUUAUCUUAGUCUUUUAAGUAAAAGAUUCAAAUUUAGGACAGCAAUUUAUUUCUGGAAACCCUUCACAGCGCAGAAAGAAAAACACAUCAAAAUCUCCCUCCAGAUAUUACAUUUUGCAGUUUCUUAACCACUGUUAAGAUAUCAGGAGGUUCUUUGGGCACCCAUGUUCCUGUUUGCCUGCCCCUCCCCCUCUUAGUGCCCCCUGGUUGCUUCCCCCAUCCCCCACUUUAAUCAUGAUUUAGUUCAAAUUUAGCUCAUGUAGAGCCAUGUUAUUUGGGUCUCAUCCACCCUUGGCAGCAUGUAAUGUGCAGCAUGAUGGGAGCUGUAGUCCAGCAACAUCUGAGAAAUACCACUUUUGAAUGCCCCUUGCAGAGUGUUUGCUACCUAUGAACCAAGAUUAAAGCUACUUGAAGUCAGGUUUUUAUCAAUAAUUACAAGCUGGGUGUGAAAUCGUGUUUAAACCUAGUUGGGCUUUAGCAUCAGUUAUCUCUGGGGGGGAAAGGGAAAGGAGAAGGAGAGAGAGUAGAGAGACAAAUUUUGAAGAGGUACUCUCAUCUCUUCCAUUAGGAAAAACAUCUGCUUUCAGCCCAAUGACAUGCAAGUCACACUGUGAAUGUUCAGUCCCCACCACUUGCACUCACAUGUUGUUGUUACCUUGAUGUAAUUUUGAUUUGAGUAGAUUAUGAAAUACUGUACAGCGGUGAUGGCCAAACUUGGCCCUCCAGCUGUUUUGGGACUACAAUUCCCAUCAUCCCUGACCACUGGUCCUGUUAGCUAGGGAUGAUGGGAGUUGUAGUCCCAAAACAGCUGAAGGGCCGAGUUUGGCCAUCACUGCUGUGCAGUGUAGCUUCACAGCCUGUGCUCAGAAAUCACUUGUUUUGUAUGGCAACAUGUUUAUUGUCUUUCGCUUUGCUAUGAUAGCAAGUGGUUAUGUCCAUUUUAUAGAUUAGGGUUCAAGAGGAGGGGAGGUUAUAACUUUCUCAAGGUGCCCGUGUCAACCCUAGAUAUUUCAAUUCAAUGUGCCAACAUAGCUAUGCCAUGUCAUGUCCCUCAUGACUGCUUACAGAAAAUUAUUUUUCUGUCCACUUUACUGUAUGGCAUGAAAUUAUUACUUGGUAAACUUUAUUUUUUUUUUAUUUGGAGAAAGGAAUAAUGAUCUUGAAUUGGUUCUUAAUGGAUAAUACCCAACUGAGUUAUAUACAGAUUAGAAAUAAGAGGGCUUACAUGAUUUAUCACUAAUAUUGGCUAUCACCCGUUGCAUAUACCUUCAUGAUUUUGUUUGGGUUUUAAUAUUUAAAUCAAGUAUAAGCAACUUACAUCAAAUGCAUACUUCCUCCACCCCACCCCAGUGAAAAGAUCUUGACGGGGUGGGAGCAGCUUUGUGCAGUGAAGGGUGGAGUAAUGUUAAUUUCUCUUAAAAUUCUUUUCACUUUAUGAUUUUGGAGAGAAUAUGGUUAUGCUAUUCUUUUACUGUAUUUAUAAAUGUGUAUUCCUUGCCAAACUGUAUAAAUUCAGAAAUGUAACUACUGUAACCUAGAAUUAAUAUAGCUAUUAAUAAAAUUCUUAUUACAAUGUAAAAUAUAAAGCCAACCCUUUUUUGGGGGGGAGGUUUUGUGAGGUUUAUUUUAAAAUCUAGCUAAACUGCCUCAGGUGCUGCUUGGGAAACUUUUACAUCUCCCCUCUCCUUUCAGUUCCAUACAUCUUUCGCUUUUCACUUCUACCUGGUUUCUGCAGCCACUUACCUCUGCAUCUCCUGCAUCGACGCUAUAAUGCCCCAUGUUGUUUUAUCUCACCGUUCCCUCCACAUCCCUGCUUCUCGAUCAGCGUAUUUAUCGAUUUAUUUUUGUAAACUUCACAGGGCAUUAGCCUUCUCUAAUCUGGAACCCUCCAGACAUUGUGGCGCUUCACCCCCAUAAACGCUUUCCAUAAUGGCUGGUCGUCGGUUAUGAUGAGAGUUAAGAAGAGCUAAGCUGAAUCAGGCCAAUGGCUCACUACUCCGGCACCCUGUUCCCACAGUGACCAACCAGAUCCCUCUGGGAAGCCCACAAGCAGAUCCCAAGUGCAAGAGCACUCUCUCGCCCCACCACCGUGGCUUCCAGAAUCUGGCAUUCAAAAGCAUUACUGUCUUUGACUAGAGGCAGAGCAUAGACAUCAUGGCUUGGUAGCCAUUGAUAGCCUUUUCUUCCAUGGAUUUGUCCAAUCCUUUUAAAAAUCAUCCAAGUUGGUGGCCGUCACUACCUCCUGUUGGAGCACGUUCCAUCAUUUUAGCUGUGUGAAGAAGUACUUUCUUUUAUCUCUCCCGAAUCUUCUGAUCCUCAGCUUCCCCAAGUUUUAGUGCUAUGAAAGAGUGAGAAAAACUUCUCUCGCUCCACUUUCCCCAUGCCACAAAUAGCUUUAUAAACUUCUAUCAUGUCGCCUCUUCCUUGCCUCUUCCCUAAACUUAGGUAAAGGUAAAGGGACCCCUGACCAUUAGGUCCAGUCGUGACCGACUCUGGGGUUGCAGCGCUCAUCUCGCUUUACUGGCCGAGGAAGCCGGCGUACAGCUUCCGGGUCAUGACAAAGCUGCUUCUGGCAAACCAGAGCAGCGCACGGAAACGCCGUUUACCUUCCCUCCAGAGCGGUACCUGUUUAUCUACUUGCACUUUGACGUGCUUCCGAACUGCAAGGUUGGCAGGAGCAGGGACCGAGCAACGGGAGCUCACCCCGUCGCGGGGAUUCGAACCACCGACCUUCUGAUUGGCAAGCCCUAGGCUCUGUGGUUUAACCCACAGCGCCACCCGCAUCCCUACACUUAAGUAGUCCCAAAUGCUGCUGCCUUUAUUCAUAGGCGGGUCGCUCCAUCCCCUUGAUAAUUUUGGUUGCCCUUUUGCCGUCCAGCAACAGCUGGAGGGCACCAAGUUGGGGAAGGUGGCUGUAAAGCCUCUGAUGUAACCAAACGUUACUGUUGUUUUUGCAUGCCCAGUGUAGUUUGCCAAAGAAAGUAAGUAGUUUGAGUUGUUUGUUGACAAAACAUUUGAGGAAGCAAAUGCAGAGACGGCAUAGAUCUAGGGAGGUUGAGGCUUCUUCUAAGAACCAGCAUGUUUGUGCACCAAGGUUUCUAAUGGUAAAGAAACAGACCUGCCAGUGCUGAGGUCUUCCACUAGUAGUAACAAUAACUGCAGCUCCCUAUGUGCUGCUUGGCUCUACUUGUUUUACUCCCGAUUGGAAAGUUUGUUUGUUUUUAAAGAAAUCACUUUGUCAUCUUUUGCCACUGUUGUAAGGCUGGAUUUGCUGAUGACAAGUGGUACCUGAAGCAAAAUUUUGCAGCAUGCGUUCACCUGAUAGAUGUGCUCCUGUUUCAGGGUUGCAAUCACAAUACCGUGGUACCUUGGUUCUCAAUCCGUUUCGGAAGUCCGUUCCAAAACCAAGGCGCGUUCCAGACUUUUACAAGCACCCCCUAAAACAGCAGUUUAACGUGAAUUUUACUACCUAACAAGACCAUUGAUCCAUAAAAUGAAGGCAAUAAACAAUGUACUGCAGUCACACAAUUAGUCAGUAGCUGAACUGGGUUCCACACAGUCACAAAAACAAAACAAAAAGAGCCACAAAAACAAAACCGCAAAUUAAAUAGCAAAAGCAGACAGACCUCAGCAUAACAUUCAAAAUGGAAGUGUGGUGCUCAAAUAGGAAGCGUGGCACUCAAAACGAAGCACGUUCGGCUUCUGAAAAAAGUUUGCAAACUGGAACACUUACUUGCAGUGUUUGGGUUCCAAGGUGUUUGAGUCCCAAGGCAUUUGAGAACCAAGGUACCACUGUAGGUGGAAGGGAUCCAUAGCUUCUACUCCAAACUGCUGCCAAUGCAGGAAAUUCCCUAUUACACCAUUCCCAGAGGAUCUUCUUCCAGCUUCUGCAUAAAAAGGGGUAUAGAAGUUAGAAAGCUGCUGUUGGUCUAUCUAGCUCAGUAUUGUCCUGAAUUGCAGUGGCUCUCCAGAGUUCCAGGCAGGGGACAUUCACAGCCCUACCUGGAGAUCCAAGGAAUUGGACCUGGUGUCAUCUGCAUGCAACAUGGAUGCUUUCCGAAUGAGCUUUUCCAAGCCUAUUCCACGGACAAACAGCUUCUACCAUCACUCUUCCUAACAUUUAGCCAGGAUCCAUUUUCUUGCCAUUCGAACCCAUUGGUUUGAGUCUCGUCCUCUGGAACGACAACAAAAAUUGGAAGAAGAGAGCUGAAAAUAGAUUCUUAAGUGUCGCUCUCUUGAACUAGUAGCGCUAACCAGGAAGGAGCCAGCGUCACACGCAGAAUGCAGGAAACCUGAAAGAUUAACUUAAAUGUAAGCAGACAUAUGAUGAAAACAUGCAAAGGGGUGCAAAUGAGAUUAAAUACAAAAACAGUAGAAAAUUAAAGAGUAAGGCAGCACAAUGGAGAUAUAAAAAGAUACACAAUUUAUAAUGAGCAAUUAACUGAAAAAAUAAUUGGCAAAUAAAAAUAUUUAACAAAAUGGCUGGCACUAAAGCAUGCAUAUUACGUUGCCCUAAACAGCAUUUUCCUUCAACUUCCACCAGUCCAAACUAGCUAAAAGCUUACUAAAUUCUCCAGUAUAUAGUAAUAUAUAGUAAUGUAACCUAAAGAAUAAGGAGCGGAUGAUAGAUACCUAUGCAAGGAGGGAUCCAAGGAACAGGUUCUUGGGGCAGUGGGAGAGGGAACUGGAGGUAAAUGAAUUCAAUAUCCUGAAUGGUCCAAAUAGGAAAUUAAUUAAGAUCAAAAUAGAUUUAAAAAUGUUUACAGUGUGAAGAGUGCAGUCUGAGCAUCCCAGGAAGAUAAACAGAACCUUAGGGGAAAUAAAAACCAAAGAAAAGGCAUUUAUUCAGAACGGGUCAGGAGCCAAAUAUUCAAUUCCAGAAGCCUAACUCAGAAAAAAUGGCCAGGAGUAGCAUAAAAAACUAAAGUGUUCAAAGCUCCCACAGUGAAGGCUGAGGCAAGCUGAGCGCCAGUUGUCCUCAGAAAAACUCUUAGUGAAAGGAACAAUAAAAUAAAAUCAAGUUGUUUGAAAAAGUGAGUCCUAGCACCGAGGUACAGUUGCAUUUGGAUCUUGACACCUCAUUUUUUCCUGUGUCCUUAUUUGUUCAUUUCUCUCACUCCACUUUUUCUCACUAAAAUUUAGUUCUAUAUUGGUGAAUGACGUGUUGGGCGCCUGCAGAAAACAGUUUCCAAUUGUUUUAAGAUACUUGGCAUGCUUUCAUGCCUGAUGAGGGGACAUGGAGAUUCAUGGUCACUCAGAGCUGCUAAAAUGCAGGAGAACAAACCUGUAUCUUCUUCAUAACUGGUGUAUAGUUUUAAGGCCUUGGCAGCAUUUCUGCUCCCCAUAUUCCAGAGUCUAGGCCAGUGUCCCCCAAACUUGGGUCUCCAGCUAUUUUUCAGACUACAAUUCCCAUCAUCCCUGACCGUUGGUCUUCCUAGCUAGGGAUAAUGGAAAUUGUAGUCCAGAAACAGCUGGAGACCCAAGUUUGGGAAACAGUGGUCUAGGCAGAGACAUUUCCAUCUGUAAGAAAGACAUGGAGGCCUGCUUAAGCCAUGAGCCAGAAUUUCUUAAGCAAAGCUUUCCACUCCAUAGUUAUCUGGGGUGACCACUUUUGCCAUUAAUGCAGAUCUCAAUAAUACAAAGGAACAAGCCAUGCCUUCCUUUAGGAUUUUAUAAGCUUAAGCAAGCCAAUUCGAUCCACCACUGUUUUUCUGGUUUUCUUUUCUAACAUCCCUUGGUAGUGUUUGGUAACCACAGAUCAUUCACAAUCCCAUUGUUUUUGGGGGAGAUGGGGAGCUGCUCCAUUUCAAAGGGUUUUUUUUUGAUACUUCUGCAACCUUGCAGUUUGUCCAGGCAUACAAACAACUACCUCUUUUUUCUCAGUGGCCCUAUUUCAGCUAUGAUCGUGAAUUGAGUCCUCAGUAUUCACAGUCAACGUUUCUCAUGGCUACUAGGAUAAACAAUUACAAUCCUACGAGCAUCUAGAGGUAUUUGCCUAUCAUGCGCAAGGUCCCAAGCUCAAUCUCAGAUUUUUGGGGGGGGAGCAGUUGUUGAUCUUUUUUUAGGGAGGAGGCAAAAGUGACACACCAAACGAUCGCUCAGCAAACAAGAAGAAACUGUGCAGCGAUAACUCGGUCUUCCAUUUUUGCGUUCAUGCGCAAUUGAAGAACAGAGCGAGAAGGCAGGGGCGGAUGUUCUUUCUCCCCCCGUGGAGAAAAAAGAGCCCACGAUCGACCGCUAGCAGUCAGGCAUCGACCUGUCGAUCGCGGUCGAACCGUUGGACAUCCCUGCUUUACAAGAGCUGACACCUUACAGUCAGAGCAGCAGAGCUGGGCUUGAUGGGCUAAUGGUCUGUCUCCAUAUGAGGCAGCUUCAUGCGUGAGGAACAUAAUGCUGGAUAAAAAAUGCCUCUGGGCUGGAUAUUCCAGGCUCCUCUUAACGUGGCAGGAUCCGGCAGCCCCCUUGGUGUGCAUUCUGAAAUUGCGGAUGUGAAAACGCCAUGCUGGGUUUUAUUUUUCCAUGUCAGUUUCUCAAUGGAGACGUCUCUCUCUGCUGUUCACCAAGCAAACGUGAGCUGGUUGGCAAAUUGUGUUGCAGAGCCAUCCUUGCCAAGCCUCACACAUUUGCAUCGGCUUGGAUGCGAACGUCAGUUAACGGGAUGAGUUGUGUGCAAUUGAUUGGCAGUAGGCUCAGGACAGACAAGAGAAAAGUACUCCUCUUAGGAGACUUGUGAUUCAGGGAAUUUGCAGCUUCAGGAUGAAGUGGUGGCCUGUAGCUCCAUGCUUGUUUUUUUAUUUAAAAGAUUAGACAAAUCCAAAAAGAAUUGGCCUGCCAAUUAAGCAUGAAGGCUAAAUGCUCCAUGCUCAGAAGAAGGGAGCCACUGAAUAUUUCUUGUUUGGAAGUAACACCAGUGGAGACCCACUGCUCUCAUGUGUUUCUAGGAGGGUGACUGAUUGGUCAUUGAGGGAAGCAAGUCUCUGGACCACCUGGGCCUUUAGCCUGCCCAGGUGGGGCUCCUGCUUCUAGAUGAUAUUUUCCGCCUUUGCAUCUGAUAACCCACUGGUCGUUUGUUUCUCAUCCCCAAAUAUGGAGCUGAUUUCCUCCCCCGCCCUUUCUUCAAUGCAAUUUCCCAAAGCUUUGUUUCUCUUGCCUUCCAUUUUGUUCGGAUGUGUAGAGUUGCCUUCCCACUGGGGCUUCCCCAUUCAUUUCAGUGGAGGUGGCAGCUUCCAGUAAGCAAUCUCUUGCAUGUACCAUAUUGCUGCCUCUGCCAAAGUUAAUGGGGCGCCCUUGUGUACAGGAGUGUGGGGUGUGCACAUUGAACUGAAGCAGAGGGUAAAGGUAAAGGGACUCCUGCCCAUAAGGUCCAGUCGUGGCCGACUCUGGGGUUGCGGUGCUCAUCUCGCUUUAUUGGCCGAGGGAGCCGGCAUACAGCUUCCGGGUCAUGUGACCAGCAUGACUAAGCCGCUUCUGGCGAACCAGAGCAGCGCACGGAAAUGCCAUUUACCUUCCUGACACAAUGGUACCUAUUUAUCUACUUGCACUGGCGUGCUUUUGAACUGCUAGGUUGGCAGGAGCAGGGACCAAGCAACAGGAGCUCAUCCUGUCGUGGGGAUUCGAACCGGCAACCUUCUGAUCGGCAAGUCCUAGGCUCUGUGGUUUAACCCACAGCGCCACCCGCGUCAGAGUUGGGAGGACACUAACUUAAGAUUCCCCUCGUUCUAUCCCAUGCAAGUAUGGGGAAAGUGUCAAUUUUCUUGGGCACCGGGAUCUCAUCCCUGAAUUUCUACCUAUUCUUAUUGUAGGCUUCCAUUCUGCUAUGGAAACCAAUGCUUGCCACUAAUAAACCUGCAUAACCAUAGCCAUUCCCUUCUGUGUGAUACAGAAGUGAAGAACAUAUCAGAGGACAGUCGGCUUUGCAGACUGAGAGAAAUGGCAAAGUUGCAGGACGUUGCGUUGUUAAUUUCCUAACAGGACAGCCGUUUUAGCCAGGGCCUAGACAAAAACUUUUGGUGCCAUGUAACCCAGUCCUUUGCAUAUUUACUCAGAAACAAUUCCCAGUGUGUUAAAUGGAACUUAUUCCCAAGUGUAUUGCAGCCUGAGUCAGAAAAUUCAUAAGCUACCCCACCACCUGUACAAAAAGAAGGAUUCCUUCUUCCAGUUUCCUCCCUGUACAGGUCUCAUUGAAUGCCUUUGUAUGGCUCCCCUUAAGUCCAGCAGGGCUUGUGAAAGAGAUUAUUCACCUUCCUGACUUUCCCCUCACCUGCCCAUGAUCGGCUUUGUUUGCCUUUUGCCUGGGCUGCUUCUGGAUUUAGCUUAAUGCAAACAUGCAUAGGAAUUUCCCUUUCCCCAAUCUCAUUUGAGAGUCCAGAACAAUCAAAUAACGCAACUCUUCCAUUGACAGUUUUAGGGCAUUUGACUUUUGCCAGUUUUUCUUUUAAAGAAACCUAGUUUAAAUAUUUAUUUUCAUAAUUGACAAAUGUUAAUUAUUGUUCAGCAUGUAAACUGUUUGUUCAAUGUAUGCUAAAAAUUUAAGCUAAGUUAUAAGGUGUGCUGUUUGGAAGUGUGGAAGAUACAGGAGUUGGAGCUACAGAUAGCAAGUUUAUGCUUGUAUUUCCUACUGAUGAAGACUUUCACCCAAGUUAUUCUCUGGGUAGGUGAUAAGAAUAUCACUCUGCAUGUAUAUACAUUUAUUAUACAUUUUUGCAUGAUUAUACAUGUAGGAGUGGUACAAUUUUGACUUUACUCCAGUUAUUGUCUAAAUACAAUUUGGCUCAUUUAGACCUGUCCGAUUCGACUUUUGACAAUAUUACUGACAAUUAAAGUAAACUCAUUUGCAAAACAUGGAAAAAUUAUGAGUAGCUCCUUAAUUGGCUAGAUAAGAAACAGUCAAUAUUGUACUUGACCCUCGUAUCUUCUGCACUCAAAACAUUUUUUAUUGACCAUGUAAUGUCAAUUGAUACCAUAUUGCACUGAACUCUGAUGAUAUUGUGGGGCGGAAAAUUACGCCUUUGCUUAACUCUGCACGCCAGUUCGUGUUGUAACACACAUUCUCACUUCCCACCUAAAAAAAAAUUCUCACCCUUGCAUAUAAAGUUUAAAGCCCUAUUUUCAACAGCAAAUGUCAAUCUGCAACUGGCUAUGAUUCCUCCCCGCAUUACAAUCAUCAGUGUUUCGUGUUGGACCAUUGUCCCCUUUGUACAUACUAGUAGUUAACCAUCCCAUUUACCUUUUAUUUAAGUUGAAUCUGUCUUAAUUUUUGCAACUCUGACGUUGUUUCAGGAAGCAGGUUGUUAUUGAUGCUGGUUUAUCCUGAAUCUUCUGUACGUUUCUUUAACGUAAUUUACAGAACUGAUUUCGGGAUACUUUAAAGUGGCAGUGGUUCCUUAUGGAAUUAAGAAACGUCUUGCUAAAUUACCUGGUUUAUUUAGUUAUUUGAGAAAUGAAAUCCAAAACGUACCAAAAUCCCUGUGUUCCUGAACAGAGCGUUUGGUUGGCCACUGUGGAAAACAGGAUGAACUUUGGGUCUGCUCCAAAGUUGGGUUCUUAGAUUCCUAAAACUUUAGCUUCAUUUCCCAUAAUACGGAACAUUAUUCUUCUACUAUAUCGGAUUACACUGGGAUUUAUACUGCAUGGUAGCUGGCAGCCAUUUUAUAUAAGAGAAUAACUGCUUUUAUACUGAAUCAUUUUUAUUGGUCCAUCUAGCCCAGUGCCCUCUGUCCAAACUGGCAGUAGGGAAUCUCAAAGUCUUCCCCAGCUUUGUGACAUGAGAACCUUUCACUGAGGAUGUCUGGCAAAUCAUUGGGCUCCAUAUCCCAUUUGCACACCCACAUUAGCCACUGGAAGGAUUCUUUUUAUAUUCUGUUUCAGCCAGGACAGAGUGAGGGUCAGUUCUCUUGACAGCAAAGUGAGUUUUUCUUUCAGAAUAUGCAUUGCAGCCCUGUUUAGGGAAGUUUUUAAUGUUUGAUGUUCUAUUGUGCUUUUAAUUCUGUUGGGAGCCACCCAGAGUGGCUGGAAAAACCCAGCCAGAUGGGCGGGGUAUAAAUAAUAAUAAUAAUAAUAAUAAUAAUAAUAAUAAUACCUCCAGAAGGGGUGUGUAUUGCAGACUUUGCAAAAUUCAGUUCUACGUGGCAUGGCGGUUUUAAAGGGGACAAGUCAGAUGCAUGGAGAAACAGCUAUUAGUGAUGAUGGCUUUUAUGAAACCUCCAUUUUUAUAGGAGUAUAUAUCUAAAUAUUAAGUACUGGGGAGCAAAAGCAGAGGAGGCUAUUGACUUUAUGUGCAGCUUGUGGCCUCCAAAAAUAUUUGGUUGGCUGCUGAAAGAAGCAAACUGUUGCACUUAGAUGGAUCUUUGGUCUGAAACAGAAAGCUGCUUUCACAUUUUAAAAAUCCAAAGAUCCAUUUAACUUGUUUGCAUGCCUAAAGAAACUUUAGACUGAUGCCGACACACAGGAACACCUGAAACACACAAUGCUUCAUAGUAGAAGACGUUUGAAAUGGAGGAGAAUAGCAAAAACUGUUUGUGAUGUGACAUUGGGAGUGGGAGGCGGUCUGCUGCUCAUUGAAAAAGCAGAAAACCCCAAGAACAUUUAAAAAUAAUUCCCCGCCAGGUUAUUCUAAGACUGAGCAUUUCAGGUGUCUAGUCUCCAGACAGGACUCUGAACCAUAUAAAUUAAAGAAGGGACUGCCUCUGUGUUUUUCUGUGUCACAAAGACUUGUACCAUGAUAAUGCAUGACUGCAUGGACUAGCGAGAUCCUGGCUCAAUGCAGAUGAAACAAACCAUAAUUUGGUUGUUGGGAACACACUCUGUGCUUGCACAUGCCAGUUACCUUCUGUGCUUCCUAGGUUACGGUAAUCAUAAGUUGUUGUGAUGUCUGAAACUAUGAGUACUUCUGAUCGCGGGUUGCCUCCAAUCUAGAGUUGGAAGCCCACUUCAAACCAUGAUUUCUCAUUCUGUUUGGAGGCAGACUGUGAGUAGUGAUACCCAUAAUUUGCUUAACUCAGACAUUGAGGCAAACUAUUGUUCCUAGAAACCAGGAUGUGGAGGACCAUGAGCAAGUUGCGUGUUUCCGACAGCCAAAUCUUGAGUUUGCCUCAUUGCCUAGCUUGAACGGUUGAUUCUUCAGUCUACAUAGUUGCUGCUUUCCCCAUUCCCUUCCUCUCUCCCACUUUCAUAGGAGUAGAUGGUUGUUUCUAAGGCAGCUAUAUUGAGAAUAGGCAUGCCGUGCUUUGCUUGCAGUCCAUCUGGCGCUCUUCACUCUCCCCCCGCACCCUCCUCUCACUUAGCAACAAAAAUACUCUGCUGUAAUUUUGGAAAGAAUUGAUGUGAAUUCUUUUGUCGGUGUGUUAGAUGAGUGAAUCGAAAAGGAGGGUUUGUCCUCAUCUGCCCCCCUUAAUUGUAAGUUGCCAGAUGAAAUGUGACAUACCUUUUCCAUAGCUCGUUGGUAGAGUAAAUGCAUGCAGCCCUUUGCAUUUCCAGUUAAAGCAGUGUUUCUCAACCUGUGGGUCCCCAGAUGUUGUUGGACUACAACUCCCAUCAUCCCUGAACACUGGUCAUGCCGGCUAGGAAUGAUGGGAGUUGUAGUCCAACAAUAUCUGGGGACCCACAGGUUGAGAAACACUGAGUUAAAGCAUCUCAGGUACAGAGGGCAGCAUCCCCAGAUCUUGGAGGGCUGCUGUCAGAGUGUACCUUGCUAGGCCACAUGGACCAAUGAUAAUUAGACUCAUUAUAAGGCAGCUUCAUGUGUUCGCACAUGUAUGUUUCUGCACCACUUUUUCUGCAUCCGUGCUUACAGUUUUCAAAAUCUUCAAAAGCGCAGAAAUGCUGAUGUUUACCAGUUUAGAAACUAUAUAUAUAAACCACUCAAUAAAAUAAAGAAUAAUCUCUUAAGCAGUGUGCAUUACGCAGUAUAAUGAGAUGCAGAUAAAAUCAGCAGAAUUUAAAAGCAGGUACAUAUCUGGAUAGGUCUGGACAAAGUCUUCUUAAAGGUAAAGGGACCCCUGACCAUUAGGUCCAGUCGUGGCCAACUCUAGGGUUGCGGCGCUCAUCUCGCUUUUUUGGCCGAGGGAGCCGGCGUACAGCUUCCGGGUCAUGUGGCCAGCAUGACUAAGCCGCUUCUGGCUAACCAGAGCAGCGCAUGGAAACGCCGUUUACCUUCCCGCCGGAGCGGUACCUAUUUAUCUACUUGCACUUUGACAUGCUUUCGAACUGCUAGGUUGGCAGGAGCUGGGACCGAGCAAUGGGAGCUCACCCCGUCGCGGGGAUUCGAACCGCCGACCUUCUGAUUGGCAAGUCCUAGGCUCUGUGGUUUAACCCACAGCGCCACCCAUGUCCCUUAAAGUCUUCUUAGCAAGCGUCAAAACACAGUAUAGCAAGAGUGCCUGAAUAGCUCUAACAUGCAGGGAGUUCCAUGGCAUAGUUGCUGCCACCCUGAAAGUUGGGCAGACAUGGAAUGAUUGUUAUAAGAGUGCAAGCCCUGUAAAUCAAAGUGGUGGAGAAGGCAAGAGAGGCGCACUGCGGUCCCUCAAGCAAGCAGGUCCCAAGGUAUUAAGGGCUUUAUAUACCAAUAGGAAAACUUGGCCCAGGAGCAAAUCAGCAGGCACUGCAAACCUUUGGGCCGAGGUGUGGUAUGCUGGGAGGGUCUCAUUCCUGUCAGCAGCUGCACUGCACCAUUCUACACUCACUGCACUUUCCAGACCACCAGCAAGGGAAUAUAAAGUUCAGUUCAAGGGGAGAAAUAGGGCAGAUCUGUCAGAUCUGCACAAAGUAGUCCGAUGAUAGUUUUAACUGGAUUGCUCAUGUGGUUAGAGCACGGUGCUGAUAACACCAGGGUUGCAGGUUCAAUUCCCGUAUGGGACAGCUGCAUAUUCCUGAAUUGCAUGGGGUUGAAUGAGAGGAUCCUCAGAGUCCCUUCCAACUCUAUGAUUCUAUUAUUCUUUUGUGGGAAAUAUGAAGUAUAUUUCAUUACCAGUAAUACUUUAGAUAAAUAAUAUUGGUGUUAUGUAAAGGAUUUACUUGCAUAUUACUUCAACAAAUGACGUUUAUGGUCUACAUCAGCCUUCUGCAACCUGGGGCCACCCAGAUAUUUUGGACUACAGUUCCCAUCAGCUGGGAGUUGUAGUCCAAAGCAGCUGGCGGACACCCCAUCCAAGAAGGCUGAUCUGUAUCAAAUGAAAGUUGGCAGUUUUGUCACUGCUUUUGAUGUAUUUAGUAUUCAAAUGCUAACGCUCAGUCUAUAGACAGCAAAGCAGCAGUAGAGUUUGUGCUUCCUCCGAGCCGCUUGCGGUCUUAAUAGCUGCGGGUUUUCUUUCCUUCCCAGAUGGAGCUCCGGUUGUGGCUCACUAUGAUAUCUCGGACACAAAUUCCGACCCGGAAGUGGUGAAUGUAGACAAUCUAUUGGCAGCUGCGGUAGUCCAAGAGCACAACAGUUCUGUCGCUAACCAGGACACUGGGCCUACUUGGAGGACGAGAGGGCUGCUAGAAGAGCUGAAUGCUGAGACAGGUGAGUAGGGGAACAUUGUCCCAGUUCUACGCUAGCUCCUGCGCCUGGCCUACGCUGUUGUCCCCCUGCCGCGUCUCUUCAUCUGUAGCCUGAGGUCAUCAGGCCUGCAGCAACAAGGCAGGCAAACCCAUUCUUUCCACUGCUCGCUAUUAGAAAACUUAAGUGAACACAUUGUAAAUAUGGCUGAACUGGCAUGGUUGUUGUUCUUUAGUCGUUUAGUCGUGUCCGACUCUUCGUGACCCCAUGGACCAGAGCAUGCCAGGCACUUCUGUCUUCCACUGCCUCCCGCAGUUUGGUCAAACUCAUGCUGGUAGCUUCGAGAACACUGUCCAACCAUCUCGUCCUCUGUCAUCCCCUUCUCCUUGUGCCCUCCAUCUUUCCCAACAUCAGGGUCCUUUCCAGGGAGUCUUCUCUUCUCAUGAGGUGGCCAAAGUACUGGAGCCUCAGCUUCACGAUCUGUUCUUCCAGUGAGCACUCAGGGCUGAUUUCCUUCGGAAUGGAUAGGUUUGAUCUUCUUGCAGUCCAUGGGACUCUCAAGAGUCUCCUCCAGCACCAUAAUUCAAAAGCAUCCAUUCUUCAGCGAUCAGCCUUCUUUAUGGUCCAGCUCUCACUUCCAUACAUCACUACUGGGAAAACCAUAGCUUUAACUAUACAGACCUUUGUUGGCAAGGUCUGUAUAGUGAAAGCGAUGGUUUUCCUAGUAGUGAUGUAUGGAAGUGAGAGCUGGAGACAAGCUGUAUUCCAAGCAGGCAAACUUUGCCCCCUAGAGCACCUGUGGCUGACCACUUCUCUGGAAGUCCAAAACAGAAAGAUAUUCUUCCUUUCAUUCCCCAGUAAAUACUCUUGAGUUUAAUCCCUUUUCUCCCAAUACCUCAGCUACUCAAAAGUAGCCAGUCCUUUUGUAAUACAAACCAAUAGGGUUCAGAACAUGUGCACAGUUCCUUUGCAAAAGAUAGUGAAAGAAAGAGAGAGAGAAUAUCUGAACUUCUGAUUAAAUGCUUCCAAAGGAUGAAAGACCAUGAGUGAAGCCUAACAUUUUUAUGGGAUUCUGAGACCAGUAAAUGCUGGCCCCUUAAUGGAAGCCCGACUCAUGCAGGUAAAACUAACUUACUCUGACAUUUUUAUUUGCAUGUCUGUGUAUGUGAUGUGUCACUUUUCCUCUUCCUUCCUUUUCCCCACCUUUUCUGAAUGAUCUGGUGUUUGGUGUCAAUGAUUUAGAAAGAUAUUUCUCUGGAAUUUCUCACAAAAAUCUUCCAGACCACACAAUUGUUCAGGGACACUUUUAUAUUCUCCAAGGAUAUUUCACAAAGUUUUGUUAAACUCUGGGUCCUUUCUUAAAUCCAAAAGUGCUCUUUGGGUUUAUUUUUUUGUAGAGCUAGGCUGAUGGAAGGGACCCUCUAGCAGGUGGACAGUAGACUGUGUCAGGUUCAACCUGGUGGCAGUCCAUCAUUUUUUAAAAAAAUAUGAAGUGUCUGUUUUUAUACAAAAACAGGGUCUGCCAGGAAGGAAAGUCUUCUCCCCGUCCCCGACUCCCAAUCCAUGGCUGGUAUAUUUUGCAAUGGCAGUGUGAUGAAUGGGUCUUUGCUUGACGUUGGUGAGAGACGGCUUCUUUCUAAGGAUUUCCUGCAAGGGUGAUCAAGCUGCUGAAUCUUGGGUUGGGUUGUCCUUCUUCUUUGCCUUCUACAGAUCACUUGAAUGCUGGAUUCCUGGCAAGCGGCAAGGCCCCCAGCAGCAACACCCAGGUCAAUGAAGAAAUUAAUAUAGCAUCAUCAGAUAGCGAGGUGGAGAUCGUGGGAGUUCAGGAACACGCAAGGUACUAAUUUCCCUUUUAAGCGCUGAGUCCAUCUAAAUACUUGGAAUUAAUUUUUGAAAAGGAAGAAAAUGCAGAUCAGUUGGUCAUCUUACUUUUUUCCGCCUGUGGGUAGGUUUUCUCCCACCCUCUGUUAAGACGACUUGCCCUUUCCCUGUCUUAACCCCGGAAGUGCAUACACAUUAAACACGGACCUAGUGUCAAAUAUAUGAUUGAUAUUUGGGUGCGGCGGAAUCUGCCGAACCCAGAGGCACAGGGCACAGAGAAGGGUGUCUUCAUCAUACCGUAUAGUGUGCGCAGCUGCUACAAGCCGCUGCAAGCUUAUUUUUAAAUGAACCAAAGCAGCAAAACCAUAAGGGAGCAAAGCAAAGGGAGAACCCGAGUCUUAAGGAGAUCGUUUUUUUAAAACAGGAAAGAAGUGUUUCAAGCGGCAGGGGAGAAAGGCAUUCCAGACAUAGGGAGAAGUGGAAGCAGAGGAGGAAGUGAAGUGGAAGCAGAGGAGGAAGUCAAUGAGGUGUCAAAAGGCAAGGCAAGAAGCGAGAGCAAAGAACCGUUUGAGCAAAGGCGCAGAGCCCAACUGCCCCUCAGUUUCCAGUGUGAAGGCAGCAUAAGAUUCCCCGCCCUCCCACUCUACACAGGUACUGGCUGCCGGGGACCACAAGGAAGCCUGCUCAGCAUCUGGGCACAGACAGUCACUGUCGUCCUGGUUUCAUGCUCCUCUUUCUAGGGAGCGAAGCUGCAGGUGGCCUUGGUGUCUGGCCAAUAGCAGGUAUCCGACUGGGCGAGAGUUAGCCCUUCACUGACCCUGUAGGACCUUCUGGCCACUGGAACGCGAUGUAGCUCUAAUCCCAGGUUUCUCCAUCCAUGGCGGGGGGUAUACAGGCUGUAAGCGGGUUCACCUUUCAAAUUCCAGAGUCACCUUUUGAACAACGCUAAAACAGUUUUUGGAAAUCUGGAAGUGGGAGUAAGUGCAUUGACAUCUCUGCAAAAUUCCAUAGAAUGCGAAAGGCAGGUGGCCUUUUUAACCCGUGUCAUUAAAAAAAAAAGGGGGCACAGGGUGAUAUUUCUCGUUGCUUUGAUCUAGUCAGGCGUGGUUGCAAUCUGAUGCUCCCUUCCCCUACACAAGCAGGUUAGGGGGGCAUUUUUCCCUGAUGCUCCCUCCCCCUACACAAGCAGGUUAGGGGGGCAUUGCAAGAAAUGUGGGUGCCUCCCCAUAUCCUCAUCCAGCCCCCCCCCCCAGCAUGUCACUCAGCUUACUCGUUCUCAGGAGUAAGUGAAUUGAAGAUACUGAUGGGCUUGUACUCCCAUUGCAUCAACUUGUUCAGCACGGAAGACCACGGCUUCUAUAAAAACCCUGUAACAGCCCAAUCCUUGUAACAUUCUCUGUAUCUCAGAAAUGCCCUAGAUGUUGUUCUUGACUGACUAGGCUCUGAGCCAGGCACUGUUUCCUCUGCCUAAACCUCCCACCUUGGUAAAUACGAACAUGAUAAUACUGACCUUGGCAUGGCUGCUGUAUGGAUUGCUUAAAUAAUGACCUUGAAAGCCCUAAACAGCCUCAGCCCUGUAUAUCUCUACCCCCAUCGUUCAGCCCGGACACUGAGAUCCAGCGCCGAGGGCCUUCUGGCGGUUUCCUCCCUGCAAAAAGUGAGGUCACAGGGAACCAGGCAGAGGGCCUUCUCGAUAGCGGCGCCCGCCUUGCGGAACGCCCUUCAAUCAGAUGUCAAGGAGAUAAACAUCUGCCUGAAUUUCCAAAGGCAUCUGAAGGCAGCUCUGUAUCAGGACGUUUUUAAUACUUUAUGUUUAGUUGUAUUUUUGUGUUCCCGUGUUUUAUUCCGAUUUCUGCCCUCUGCACCGCUUUGAUGGUGUUACGCCACAAGCAGUCUAAUUUUUAAAAUAAUAACAAUAGCCAUAAUAACAAGCGAAGUGCUUUGAAACACCCUCAAGUGCUGUAUAAAUUGUAAGGACGGUUCGGUGAUUAUCCUUUGGUGCCCAUUUCACACAUGAAGUUAAUUCCUCCAAAUUAUGCUACAUUUUAAAAGCCCCUUUACACCUCCCUCCCUUAUCACAUUUUAGGCAAUGUUGUUGUUGUUUAGUCGUGUCCGACUCUUUGUGACCCCAUGGACCAGAGCACGCCAGGCACUCCUGUCUUCCACUGCCUCCCGCAGUUUGGUCAAACUCAUGCUGGUAGCUUCGAGAACACUGUGCAACCAUCUUGUCCUCUGUCGUCCCCUUCUCCUUGUGCCCUCCAUCUUUCCCAAUAUCAGGGUCUUUUCCAGGGAGUCUUCUCUUCUCAUGAGGUGGCCAAAGUUUUAGCUUCAGGAUCUGUCCUUCCAGUGAGCACUCAGGGCUGAUUUUCUUAAGAAUUUUAGCCAAUGCUUGGACAUAAUUUGUCUGUCUCCCUCUCCCUGCUUUGAUGCAUUCAUUUUGGCGAGCCCUUUGCCAAAAAAAUUAGGGUCUUAAUGCAUCUGUGUAAACCAGGGAUAGUCAACCUUUUUAUAUAUACUGCCCACUAAUGCAUCUUCCUUGAUGGUAAAAUUUCCUUACCGCCCCCCAGUGCUCGAUGGAAGGAGGAUUCAUCUUGUGCCACAGAACCCUCUACCGCCCACCUAGAAUCCUGAAACGUCCACUAGUGGGCUGUAGGAACCAGGUUGACAACCACUGGUGUAAACCACUCCUUGUGCUCCAAUAGGUGAGCCUUGACGGGAAUGUCCUUUGUCUCCCCUUUGUUUUCCGCAGAUGUGUCCAUCCUCGGGGAGGAGUGAUUCAGAGUGUGUCUUCCCGGAAACACGUCUCAGGCCUGCAGUGCACCCGGCAAUCUGAACCAUGGACAGGUGUGGCCCCCCCGCAGAAUUGGUCUUCGCCGCCCGAAGUGGUGGAUCUCACGCUGGACGAGGACAGCAGGCGCAAAUACCUACUGUAAUGCAACUUCACUGUGUUUUCUAGUCACUUAGCCCUCCUCUUCCUUUUGUGGCACAGAAGUUUCUGGUUAUCGCCUCGGUGUUCAAAGCCUCUGCUCCUGGCAUUCUGGAAUUCAGAGUCCUCCGGGAGGGUUUCCUCCUCUUCUGAACUCCUCCCCCCCUCCCCGACACCCUCCAAUUAAAAUUGCAUCAUCAAGAACUUUCCUUGAGAUAUUGACCCCUCUGUAGUCAAAGGGAGCUUUCCCUCUUACGGAAAACUUAGUGGCACUGUACUUCAAUAACAACUUCCAGGUUUUUUUUUCAUUGUGUGUGAUUAAUUUAGAGCAUUCGUUGACAGCAGCAGUGACACCUUCCAACCCAUGCCCUUUAGAGAGCCGUACAAUUGCUUUAAUUCACCACUAAAACGGAUGUCGCUGGUACAUGCGGGGCUUUAUUCUUAUUUUUCCCCUUGCAUUUUUUUAUUUAAAAAAAAUAAAAUAACACCACUGGCCCAAUUUGUUCAUAGCUCUGAAUGCCCCCAUCAUGAUUGUAGUAUAGCUGUGGGAGCUUAGAAGGGGGCAUUCAUAAUGCAAGUUGAUUUGGUUGCAAAACCAGCAGGACUUGAUCACAGAAGGCCUCUAGCGUGCACUGAGCGGCUCUAUUUAAAACCCUAAAGAUUGUUCUCGACAUAAUUUGUAGCUUGCACACUGCUCAGUGCUCAGUCUCCUCAUAAUAAUGCAUUUUAUUUUUUCUCUCUAGACUACUGUACUGUUACUGGUCAUUUGGCCCAGAUUGUUACAGCCUUUUUUUGUUUUGUUUUGUUAUUGUUGUCGUUCACCCGAAGCAAACAAAAGCACAAGGAAGCGAAGCAUCACAAAAGUACCUAAUUCUGAUCUCAGGUGUGGUUUUCAUGUUAAGCUUUAAAGGUCUGGGUGCAGCCUAACCCGUAUCUCUACGUGUUUGGAGGUAUGUAAAAGCAGAACAUGAGCACCAGAGUGGAUCCUUCUGCCCUGGGCUGCAUUUGUACAAAGGAAUUUUGGUUUUUUAACAAACCUUUAGCACACUAUCCUUCCUGUCCUCCCCUUAGCAAGAGAAGAAUUAGAGGAGGCUGCUGGGUCGCUAGGGACUCGCCUUCCAAGGGAAGCGUUUUCGCAGCUGGGCGAAUGUUUACAGAGUAGGCCCAGUUCAGUCUCUUCCCAGGGUGACUGGCACCUACUCUGUUCGAAACAGAGCAAGAAAUAACUCGCGGAGAGGAAGCCUCCCGUAGCUUCUCUGAAUAUUACCACCCUACAGAGGAAAGCAUGAGGCUCUGUAUGCAAAGCAUGUAUGAUCAAAAGUAGAACAUAUCCUGUUACAUAGCCCCCCCCCCCCCGGAGAAUUACCCAGCACGGCUUUGCCUUCAUUCAUUUGAUUGCUGCCGCAGAAAGAGCAGCGAAAUCUGGAGCAGCAAGGGAAGCUUUGCCACAUAUAUGGAUCACUUCAUGAGGACGAAAAAAGAAUGGGAGGGGUUUGGGGUUUCCUUUUGUGUGUGUGCAUCUUCAGAGACGAGGUGUUAAUCUGUAAGUGUACCUUUGCUUUUCAUACUCACAUGAGAAAUGGCCCUUGAUUUUACCUUCUUUUAAAAACUCGACUGAGCACUGCUGGGCUUCACCAGCUCUUGGGUUUAUGCCCCUUGGCUUUAGAACGGUUCCCUGGCUCAGAUUCUGCAAAUGCCUUCUGCAAGUCCGGGCAUUUGCUGCAAGCCGGGAUUUCUCCUUCCCCACAUGCCUUCUGUUCUCUUGCAAGGGCUGAUAGGACUUAGACAGCAGCAUAAUGGCAGCUGGACUCAUUGGGCACAUUAGAUCUUCAUGUUUGUCCAGUCACCUUUAGCUGUAGAGUCCAUUGCACACCCAGACAAAGUUGUUCUGCUGGAUUCCUGAUCAGUGUUGGCUUCAAUCAUUAAUGCAUUUGGGGCAGUUUCUGAAUAAUAUGUGGGCAAUGCCCUUUGUUCCUCAAGACUCCUAGAAUGCCUUGACAGUUCGAAACGGCAUUCCUGCAGUUGUUUCAGUUCUGUUAUAGGUCGCUGUAAAAUGAUCGUUCCUUAUGCAACGGCAGUAGCUGCUGGUGGACCAAACCUUUGCAUAUGGUAGGGUCACUACUCUGUACCUGGGUUAUCAAGGAGUAAGGAUAUUCUCUCUCUGGAAGGGUAGGACACGCCAAAGCUGAGAAGCAACUUCAGUUCAUGCUGAGCCUUAUAAGAACAGAAGAGGAAUGUCCUGGCAUUCAGGCAGGUGGUGUUGGAAGGGAAAAAAGCUGUAUCGCCAUGCUUCUUGUUGUCUAUAAAAGCCCUAGAUAUCCUAUGCAUUCCUCAAGUGAGGUUGGGGGGCAGAUCAGGCCCUUGGUCCCACUGAGUUUUGCUGAAAGCCAAGCCAAGAGUCUGCACUUUGGGGGCAGUUCAGUCAUCAUUUACACUGGAGUAGAUACAGCCUGUUGAAUAGACAUUGGUUUAGUGGUUAAUGACACACAGCCAGCUUUCAGUUUAAAAUCUCAUUGUUGUGCAAUCCCUGCUUGUGUUGUUACGUUGAACUGAACAACGUUUAUGCUUCCCACAAAGUUCUUUAUGCUCACUAGAUCACACUGCCAGUACUAAAAGUCCCCAUCUGAUUGUCAUUUGAAGGACAGCGUGGGGCUUGUUUGCCUUUCUUAGUUUGGUUCACUGGGCAAGACUUUUGGGAGAGGGUUGCCUUAGAUAGUUCUGCAGGUGUGGCAGGUCUUAAGAUUGCUCUUGAUGCCAGCUAUGAGCAGUUUUGCUGACAUUAUAAAGUGGGAAGGAUGUGGUCACUCUUAAAAGAACAACUUGAUAACAGGUUUCUGCAGAGGUGAUGAGUUGUAUCUCCCGCUCUCCCCACACUCUCUAUCAAUGACCACAAGAUGGACUUGGACUCUGGGACUUGGAUUUUAUUGUCAGAUGGAGGCAAUCAGGACUUGAUUUCUUGAACAGAUAAUGCUUUGUUGUCCUGGCCACAGUUCCAAUAGACACCACUAGGCUUGCCAGCUUUUGAUCUGGAGACUGCACCUGUUGCUUCAACACCUGCGAGGUGGUGAGGCCUUAUUUCAGACUGUAGGCGAAGGAAUUGCAUGUUUCAGGGCUCUGCCAUCUUAGCAACAUCCCCACAAAAUGGAAAACGAGGAUGUUUGAGAGAAGUCUAGGCUGCAGCUCCCUCUCUGAAGUAGUUGCCCGGGCUCAGGAAACAAUUUUUUUUGGAAAAGUAUUUUCAUGGGCAGUUUCUUCCGCCUUCAGCCUGCAAUGUUAACAUGAUUAUGCUAACUUUGGGAACAGUGUCUCCUUCCCCCGAGCUAAAAUUGCCAGAUUGUGAAAUCUGAGUCCUGCUUGCUAUGGCAGGCAAAGCAGCAUGGACCGAAGAUGUACAGCAGACCCAGGCAGUGGUUGCCAGAACAGCAGGGUGGUGUGGCAUUACUCACCUGCCAUCCAUCUCAACAUGGAGGUUGCUGGUAGAGGCGAGGGAGGUCAGCGCACUGCGGGAGCAGCAGCAGAGCCAAUCUGACGCUGUGUCCACGCCAACCUCCUCUCCUCUCCCUCUCGGCUCUUGGUAGAAUCCCCCAUGUUGGAUAGCCAGGUGGGCAACGCCACUCCACCAGCCGCUACUGUGCACAGGACACAUUGGCCCUAAACGGUGUCUUCACCUACCACCCAAGGCUGUUAAAGCUAUCAGUUGUGCCUGCAGAUCUUUUGCCGCAAAGGCCACCCCUUCUUUUUCUCCUCACUCGCUGGUUCCAUCACUCUCAAACUACAUUGCGAAAUGAACACCGGGCUCAAAGUCACCUGCGCACGAGAAAGCUGCUUGGGAACUGCUUUCUCGUGGCCCUGUCCCAUGUGAUUGGAGUGUGUGUGUGUGUGUGUGUGAAUGGCACAGCCAUGAGGCAUUGGCCAGCUGCCUAGCUCUUCCCAGCUGGUUGUGGCAUGCUGGCAAUCAGGUGCGAAACACCAGUCAGCCUCCAUGUCCAUUUCCAGUUUUCACGCAUGCCUGUGACGACUGCAUGGAUUGCAUCAUGGGGAAGUAAUUUAGAUGGAGGUGCAUUUGAAAGGCACCGGAGCAAGCUAACCAGGCAGCCUUUGGCCGAGAACGGCUGCUUCAUUACUACCGUUAAUGAAGUUGCCUUUUGAAACAUGAAAAUUGGCUCUCGUUAGAAAAUCUAUGAGCCAUGCUGGUCUACUAAGCUGGUAAUCCAAGUAUCCUCCCUUUUAUGCUGGCCAGUACCAGAAGCAUCUAGGAGUCCUUCCUUUUUUAAAAAAAGAAAGAAACAGAAGGGGGGAAAAAAAACUUUGUAUAUGCUGUGACUUCCAUGUACAUAUAAAAAAUAUGACUGCAUUCUAACCAAACUUCCUCCAAUUGUGCACUGUGUUUGUUUUUAAAGGAAUCAUGAACUCCAAGCUUGAUAACCAGUUCAUGUCUCUCUCUUUUAAUUUAAAAAACGAAACAAAAAACACUACGUUUCUUUUGCCGACUUGGAUAAUUUUUCUUAAAGCUAUGUUCUUUUAAAAAAGAAAGAGAAAAGAAACAAAAAAUUCAAACCGCAAUCACUGGAUAGUUAAUACAUUACUUCUUCGUCUUCUUUUUCCUUUCCCCCCUUUUCUUCUUCAUCAUCUUUGUCUGAGAGAGCAAAAGGUCGCUGGGACUGAUUUUCUCUUUUCUCAAUGGAUAAGUGAAAUUGUAGCCAUCGUAUGGCUAAGAACAAAUGCACUUGAUCGUCCUUGCACAGGCCUGUGAAACAUGCACCCAUCCUGGCUUCCCAGGCACGCCUUGCAAAGCAGCAGGAUCUUUGAUAAAAAUGUGGCGUUUGUGCCACAAAAAUACAAAUUCUACCCAAGAAAUUGGCAGGCUGCAUCUUGGGCUCUUUGUUUUCCUUACAGGCCUGGUUUUAGCAGCUCUGCUCUUCUUGCUGGAGCUCAAGCUUGGAAUCUUCCAGUGGAGACAAAAAAAAUUAAAUUAAAUGCUUAGAAUUUAUUGUUUUCAGUUGUGUAACUCUUGAAUUAAAAAAGACAAAAAAACCCCACACAAAAAUGUUCUUUUUAACACUCAUUCUCGUUUCCAUCUAGUAUUUAAUGGUCUUUGGAGAAGAAAUAAUAAUAAUAAUAAAAAAACAGAGUGUUAUAAAAUAUAUAUAUUUUUUGGUGCAAGAUGAGACUUUCUGUUUUUUUUGGAAACAAGUCUGUAGCAUAAAGUUUAAACUAUUUUAAGACAAAAUAAAAUAGAGUGGAUUAUUU